Molecule: messenger RNA, 52930 nt
Organism: Apis mellifera (honey bee)
Lineage: Eukaryota; Metazoa; Arthropoda; Insecta; Hymenoptera; Apidae
Gene: Msp300
Product: nesprin-1
Exons: 54
Coding region: 163-51066 (16967 amino acids)
Biological process (GO): nuclear migration
Cellular component (GO): meiotic nuclear membrane microtubule tethering complex; cytoplasm; nuclear outer membrane
Molecular function (GO): actin filament binding
Source: RefSeq, a predicted model, not a curated record
CGACCGUGAAACGAGGAGAAGCCGGAAACGUAGUACGGAGCCGGUGCGGUUACGGCAGCAUGAAUUUUCGGGCUGGCUAGCCCGGAGCGAAGACUCGCGCGAGCAACAUCAGCGAGGGACGGCACGAGGUGAGACGCGGCAGCUGUGAGCUGGCGGCGAAUCAUGUCGGAGACACCACCGAAGAGCGCGAGUCCUGGCGGCAGCCGGGCAAGCCCUGGCAGCCCGAGCACGCCACGUGGAGGUCGGCUCCGGGAUAGGGUCAACUUUUUCGUGGAGUUGUUCGAGGACAAGGAGGGAAGGCGGAAUGCGGGUCAGUACAGGUCGCCCACGAAUCCUAGACCCGGUUCCAGGCCAUCGUCUCGGCCAUCGUCCAGAGCCAGCGACUCGUCGUUCGAGGAGAGUUUCGAACGGUUGGUGGAGGAGGGCGAAUUAAACGGCUCGAAGGUGGUGAAGUUCGAGAAGAUCACGGUGAGGAAGAGCGUGAGAGAGGUUGGGGCCGGUGGCGGCGCGUCGACCCGUGCUUCUCUCGCCGAAUCGAGCAGGACGCCUAGCGAGGAACACGCCCUCGAGGACUCGGCCUACCAGAGUCACAGCCACGGUGCACCGAAUUACGGGAGUAAAUCGAGCUCUGUCACGUCGUUCACGAGAUUUCCAUCGGAGGAGAGUUUGUCGCAUAGGAGGGGCAGUAGCCCUCACCAGCAUCUGGGGCUGGACGAUCGAACGCCGUCCGAGUGGUACGCGGAAUAUCGUACUCAGAGUUUCCACAACGUCGCCACCAGGAUCGAAUAUGUGCGCAGUAAAAGCGAGUACGAUGCACACAUCGCUGAGAUUAAAGACGAACAAGAACGCGUACAAAAGAAGACCUUCGUCAACUGGAUCAAUUCCUAUCUCUCCAAGAGAAGUCCACCGCUUCGAGUGGAUGAUUUAAUCGAGGAUCUCAAGGAUGGAACCCGCCUACUCGCAUUGCUUGAAGUUCUAUCCGGUGAGAAGUUGCCGGUGGAAAGGGGUCGUAACUUGAAGAGACCUCAUUUUCUUAGUAAUGCGAACACUGCGCUUCAAUUCUUACAAAGCAAAAAAAUCAAGCUAGUGAACAUAAAUUCGUCCGAUUUAGUAGAUGGACGACCGCCCGUAGUGUUAGGCUUAAUAUGGACUAUCAUCUUAUACUUCCAGAUCGAGGAGAAUACCAGAGCAUUGGAAUAUCUUGGACAAACGUGGGGUAGUCAGAGCAGCUUGGAGAGUCUGAGUACCCAGGGGUCGGCGACCAGCGAGAGAAAACGCAUUAGUAGCGAGAAAUGGAAGCAGGGAGCAAGAAAGACUCUGCUUCAGUGGGUCACGAAUGCUCUGCCAAAGGACAUAAAAGUACGAGACUUCGGUGAAAGCUGGCGCGAUGGCAACGCCUUCCUGGCUAUCAUCGACGCGAUCAAGGCGAACUUGGUGAACAUCGCCGCCAUGAGAGAAGCAACGAACAGAACACGUCUAGCGACCGCGUUCCACGUGGCCGAAUCUGAAUUGGGUAUCGCCAAACUCCUCGAUCCCGAGGAUGUCGACGUUCCUCAACCGGACGAGAAAUCGAUAAUGACUUAUGUUGCUCAGUUUUUGCACAAAUAUCCGGAACCAGGAUCCGCAGCUUCCGAUUCAUUCGCUGCUGUGCAACAAGAGUACGAUGGCCUGCUCGCUUGGCUUUACGAAAGACUCAAAUACUUGGAACAAAUGGGCAGUUCUCCGUUGGGUUAUGAUGAAUACGCUACGGUAAAAGCGGAAGUCGAGCAACAGAGGAUUGUUUAUAAUAAGUUGCAACGUCUUGUCGAGACUCCUAGCAUGAUCAGCAUCACCCGAGAUUCUUGGAGACACGUGCAGAAUCUAUGGAAGACCUUGGAAAUGCUCAUGUUACGCUGGCUUUGGGUCUUAGAUUCCUACUUACCAGGCGAAUUAAGCGUUGUAGGCAGAUGGUUGUGUCGUGCAGAAGAUCUUUUAUUAUCUGACAACAAUAUUCCAGAAGAAAUGACAGAAGAAACAGCUAACAUAAUAUCGAAUAAGCUCGAAGAACACAAGAAGUUCUUCCUUGACCUUCCGUCCAUGACGGAGCGAUUCCAAGCGGCGAGGAGUUCCGAGGCCGCUUUGAAAGUGCAUCCUCAACAACUGAACGAGAUGGCGGCUCGAUUGGACAGUUUGCCGGAUCGCGCCGCCAAACGUAGAAUCCGACUCAAGUUCCUGGAGCACAAAUGUUGCCUUAUUGCUUUCUUGUUCUUAGUCGAGACGAAAUUGAAGGGAUGGAGCGUGAAAUAUGGCACGGAAGAGAGCGUACAUCAGAUGUUGGAACAGUAUAGAAACUUCGUGUCUCGAAAUAGAAUUUUCCAAGAAUUCCAGAAAGCGUAUUUGGACAUGCAACAAAUCGUCGAGGAUUAUAAACGCGAGGGCAAUGUUGACCAAGAAGAAAGCGCGAAUAUUGAUCGUUUUAUGAGAGAAACCAGCGAUAAAUGGAAGAGUGUAUCUAUGGAUCUUCGUUGUGUGCAAAGCAUGCUCGAAGAAGUAGUAGCCUAUUGGCGUCGAUGGAACGUCAUCUCCGACGAGUUCGUAACCUGGUUAAAUCGCGCUGAACCUGCCUUGCAUCUUCCCGAAGAAGAUAAAAUGGAAUUCUUCCAAGACAUAAGCGUAUGGAAGGAUAAACACCAACAACUAUCCGAUACAGUAACAUUUUUAAUCGCCACAUCUGACGAAUCAGUCGCCUUGCAACUGAAACAACGUUAUUCGAGUCUCACGUCCAGAUGGGAGUCUCUGUUCCAAGAAGCGAAGCAGUAUAUGCACGCUGGAGACGUUAUAAGAAAUAGAAAAGAUUAUAGAGCAGGAGUGGAGACAUUGCAGAAGUGGUUGAGAAACGUCGAAACUGCCUUGUCAGCCACUGAUCUAACAACAACUGAGAAAAUCAAGGCUUACGGUGAGAAGCUGCAAAUCUUCCACAACGAGGUAGAAGGGAUCGAAGAUUUGUUCAAGAGUAUCAGCAAGAAGUUUCAAACGCUUAUUCAAGAUUUGUCUCGUGACGAAGUGGAUAAGAUGAUGAACACUUUGAAGAAAGAGAAAGAAGCUCUAGUCAAAGUACGAGCUUUGAUACCGAUGCAAUUGCAUUUGUACCAUCAACUUCUGGUCCAGCAAGAGUCUCUAGAAGCUGGUCAGAAGGAAAUAGCUGCCUGGUUAGACGAAGCAGAGAGAAUGUUGACCAACGUCGAUCUGUCACGUGGUAGGGAACAUAUUCUGACACAGUUGGAUCGCCACAAAGCUUUCUUUUCGAGAACUCUGUAUUACAAGUCUAUGCUAGAGUCUAAGAACAAAGUAUUCACCAGCAUAGUAAAGUCUGUGGACAGUCACGCUGACGUAGCCACCGCAGAAGGUGGAAAAACAUUGAGAGAAUUGAACGAACGAUUCAACAGAGUUUCCCAAGCGGCUCAAGCAUUGGAGCAGCGACUUCAGGAAGCUGUCAGAUGCUGGACCAAAUUCAAAGAAUGCGAGAGACAAGUCUGCGAAUGGUUAUCAGUCGCAGAAACCAUGAUGAAUGACAAACAUACCGAUAAUAGACGAUCCAUAGAAUAUCACAAAAAUUUUUUCAGCAAUGUUAAUGAGAAAUGGAUUCAAGAUUUCGUGAACGCUGGACAAGAUUUGAAAAGUAUUUUGCCUGUCGAGCAGCAAGCUCCUAUUUCAGAAGCUGUAGAAUCGCUUCAGAAACGUUGGAAGGAGGUAUUAACCUUCGCUCCUCUUCAUUUGAUGAGACUCGAAUUCCGUCUGGAUGAAGCUACGUUCUUGCAAUAUCUGAAAGAGAUUGAAGUAGAGGUGAAUUCAGAACAGCAGGCUCUAAUGAAGAACGACAAUGUGGAGAGCAUACUGCAAAGAAAUAAAGAAUUUUUCGUGAAUCGUGGCACUGUACUCGAAGUGGAGAAAUGCCUGCAGACUCUGAAGAAGAUCAGUGAUGCGUAUAGUCAGUUGAAACCUAAUGACACUAGUUUGGCUGAGGCCGCACAACAUGCUGAAAAUCUGUGGGAGGAUUCUGCUCAGAGAGUGGAACGUUUGAGGGAACAAUUGAAACAAGUGCCUGAGCAAUGGGCUGCUUAUAAGAAGAAAUUCGAUGAAAUGGUACGAUGGAUGGACCACGUGGACAGUAAUUUGAGGACCAUAUUGCACGAGGUGAACACUUUAGAGGAAUUCGAGACAGAGAAAACGAUAUUCCAGGUUCAAGUUUUAACGAAAAUAUGCAGAGAAGCAGACAGCAAGCGCGAAGAAAUGAAGUGGUUGGUCCAAACUCUCGACAGCCUGACUUCCAAUCGUUCUGAUCACGAAGCUCUUUCAGAACAGAAUCGUUUAGAACAGCUGAUCACUCGUUACAAGAAUCUGAUACCAACAAUAGAGAUUACCAUGACGAAAACUGAUAUUUAUUCAAAGAGUUAUACUUAUAGAAAGGAAGUUCGUGAAGUGUGCACUCUUCUACACAAAGUCAAAGAUCAAUCUAAGAUAGAUGUAGUAGCAGAAAGUCCAGAAACUUUGAAAACCGCGGUCACUCAUCAAGAGAGCCGUCUUAGUCAGCUAGAACAACAGAGAUCAAAUAUCGUGAGCAUGCUACAACGUGGUAAGGAUCUUUUGAAAGAUCAACACGCUCCUCCAUUCGUGUCCUUGGAGGUACAGCAAUUGGAAUCUAGCUGGAAUGAUACGUAUGGACAAAGUGUAGAGACCUUGAAAUCUCUGAAAAGUUCGCAAAAGUUGUGGAACACUUAUCUGCAACAGAAAGAGGAGAUUUUGAAAUUAAUCGAACAAGCUGAAGAAGAAUUAAGAAAAAUCGAAUCGACUACCUAUUACGAUGCUUCACAAGUAUCAUCCGAUCUGCAGAGUAAACAAGAUUUUAGUUCUACUUUGAGAAAAUCUGCCGAGGAGUUGUUGAAAAAGUUGCAAGAGACGUAUAGCCAUUUGACAGAGGUUGCAGCACCGGAAAAGAAAGAAAUAUUAAAGAAAGAGAUCAUUCAUACUGAAAAGAGAAUGGAGACCACUCUAAAAACUGUCCAAGAGAAAGUGGUUUAUCUGCAGGAGCACAGUACUAGAUGGAAUAAAUUCCAAACAAAAUUAAACGAAUUGCAAUUGUGGACUCAACAGAGUGCUCCGCAAUCAAUUGCAGAUACUGAGAAUUUGGCAACAACUCCUGAAGAGAUGGUCUACAGAACUGAGAGUUUGCAGAAAGAAAUUAUAGAAAGAACUAGAACAUUGAAAUUCCUCGAAGAAGAAUCUCAGAAACUCGUAAAAGGUGGUGUUGAUAGUCUUCCAGCUAAACAGUUGCGCAGUGAUAUCAUAACUCUCGAAAGAAGCAUCGAAACCCUUCAAAAGAGCAUCGUAGCUCAACGUCAAACAGCUGAACAAAAUUUACAAACCUGGAAGGAGUACGAGAAAGGUAUUCAAGAGUUAAAACCUUGGAUCGAAGAAGCAGAAUCAAAAGCAGCUACUAUAGGCAGCAAACCAACCACUCUAGCUCAGGCAGCUCACAUGUUGGAAACAGCCAGAGCAUUUGAAACACGAUGCCAACAACAUUUCCCUCAGAUCCAAGAUCUAUCUUUGAUCAGCCAACGAAUAACAGGAAAAACAUCAGCUUCCGACGAAGUGGAUGCCGUUCAUACUCGUUGGAACGCUGUGCACGACAUAGCAGUUCAAACGACCACGAAGUUGGACAAAUUGGUUACCUCGUGGAACAGUUUCGAAUCUGAGAUAAAAGAAUUCAAUGAAUGGUUGGAAAGAUCCGAGAGAACGGUGCUCGUGGAACCAAACGCCGAGACACCCGAAAUAUCAGUACUGGAAAAGGAACUGGUACGAUUGAAGGACUUCAACAAGACUAUAUCUGAUCAUCAGGCGCAAUUGAUAUCGCUGACCCAAGUUUCUGAUCACAUCAGUCACGGAUUAUCUUUGGAAGGAGCGACUAAUUUGAAGGCUCGAAUCUCGGAUAUUAAAGCCAGAGUCAGCAAGCUGGCCGACACGGUCAGAUUGCAGAUCAAUCGUGUGUCCGACUCGUUAUUAGCUCGCCAAGAAUUUCAAAUGAAAAUCACCGAUUUCGAGAACUGGAUGUCGCGAUUGAGAUCCAAUAUCGCUGAGAUCAGCGAUGCCACUGUCGAUACGGUUGAUACGAAUCUUCAAGCCGUGCACGCGUAUAUCCAAGAACAUUCUGAGAAGCAGCCAAGCUUGGAAGCUAUCUGCCAAGAAGUGAAAGAUAUAUGUUCCAAAGGAUCUAUGCAGGCGACGGUUGCUUUGGUCGAUACUUAUACUAAUUUGGAGAAGAAAUAUAAGGCUCUGGGAGAUGAUUUGCAACAGAAAAAGAAAGGAUUGGAAAAGUGGAUAGAGCUAUUGAGUUGGUUGAACGAUGCCAACGCUCAAUUAAGCCAUUGUAAGUACGAAGCUGAAGCUAGAAAGCCUACUAUUGCCGAUUUGGAGAGAUUUUCGUCCGAAUUACGGACUAUUUAUGACAAAAUUGAAACGUGGAAACAACAUGUUUUGCCUGACAGCGCUAUUGGAAUACAAAUUAGGGACAAACAGGGGAAACCUCUUUCCGCGUCAGGUUUGUUGAUCGACUUGGAGAACAAGGCGUUGUCUCUGCAAAAUGAGAUAUCAGCGAAACGUGAUAGACUGGAAAAUCUUGGUGCCAAAUGGAACAAUUUCAGAACAUUGCAGCAAACAAUCACUGAGAAGAUAUUGAAUACGCAAACUGCUCUUCAAGAGACGGUUUACAACGUUGAUUCUUGCAAACAAUUAGCUCCUGCUGUGGAAAAGAUUGAUCAAUUAAUCGAAGAACAUCAGAAGAGAGAACAGGAAAAAGAGAUUCUUCACUUUGAAGGUAGUUCCUUGAUGAAAGAAGAUCAAAGAUCGACGACUAAUAUUCAAGUAAUUCUAUCCUCUGUCGAUGCUAAUUGGGAGAAAGUGAACGAACUUCUUCGAGAACAGAGGAAGAAAUAUGCUGAUAUGAAUACAGAUUGGAAGGAUUACGAGGAAGCCAGACAAAAGGUGGAGAAAUCUAUCAAAGAUGCAAUUAAUUUAUGCCAAUCAGUGAAAGGAAUAUCUUAUGAUAUUACUCAAGCAAAUAUUACUUUGGAGAAGCACAAGAAAGCUUUGGAUGCGUUGAAGAAAGGCAGACAUUUCUUGGACAAAAUGGAUUCGAAAGCACAGCAAUUGACGAAAGAAGCAUCUCUUAUGCCUAGAUUCAAUUCUGAAUUAAUCGAAAACGAUUUGACAGAAGUUCGACAACGAUACCAAGAUACUUACAACGAUAUCAGUGAGAAAUUGCAAGCCUAUGAGACUCAGGUGAUCAUUUGGAAACAGAUAGAAGAAUCGAAGUCUGAACUCAUCAAGUGGCUCACUAAUACAAACGAAGCGUUGACCACUGCGUUCGAACGUUUAAUGGAUGCUGAAAACUGUCAAAUAAGGUUGAUAAGAUACAGAGAGGAGCUGCCUGGUUAUCAGCAAGUGUAUCAAAACAUCGUGACGAAAAUAGAACAACUCGUAAAAUUGAACAACAAUUCUGACAUCCCCACUCUGAAUUCCUUGCAUCAGUUAUUAGACGAUCAAUUCAAGGUGGUUAAAACUUCAGCGGAAAAAUUAGAAUCUUUAACAUCUACUUUGAACGAGAGAGAAAGGACAAUUAGACAGGAGAUGAAGCGAUGUGGUGACUUAAUCUCGAAAAUCAGAGAAGAUAUAAUCAAGUGCGAUGAUUUGACUGGUGAAAACACUAAGAUUCUUGGUCGUAUCAACAAAUGUCAAGAGCUGAAAACAGAAUUAGAGCAAUGUGACUAUACUCUGUCCAAAGUUGAAGAAACAUUGACAAAGAUUUCUACAGAAUAUCCUAGUAUCUCCAGAUCGAGUUUGCCUAAGGAAUUGCAAGCGCUUCAGCUUCGAAGAGAUGGCGUGGCCAAUCAUGCUAACAAAGUGAUAGCAACACUGGUAGCAUUUUUGACUAAAUUAUACCACGAGAAAUUCGGAGCUCUUCAACGUAUGGUUGUGACGCUCAAAGAGAAAGUAGCUUGGUGUGAGCCUGAGCAGAGCAGUGAUCGUUACAACUUGGAGGUGAAAAUGGCUUCGCUGAUGGAUGUAGAAGUAGGAAUUGCCGAUUGCAUAGCUAGAAAGGAGGACACUGACAACUCCUUAAAGCUUCUAGCAUCAGUAGAAAGUGCCGAAACUAUGGCCGCCUUAAAGUCAGAUCGUGACAAAGUCGAAGUCGAUUUGGAAUCAUUGAAGAGCAGUUACAAUAAAAUCAAAAACGAUCUCGAACGAAACAUAGCUCUAUGGCAACGUUACGAACUCACUUCCGAGAACGUACUAUCCUGGUUGAAAGAGAACGAGAAUAAAAUUAGAGCAGAGGCUUCCGCAUUACUCAAUUUGGACGACAUCGAGCAGAAAAUUGCAGAGAUGACCGAAAUGCAGAAAAGUGUGAUGGAAUAUCAAAGCGAACUGAAAGAUUUGACUGUUUUGGCCGAAGAUAUCACCAGGGUUAGUUCCGAAUCAAGAGUAAAUCAAUACAUCAGUCAUUUGAAUACGCGUUACGAUUACGUGUUAAAGUUUUUAGCCCAACAUUUAGACAGACUUCGAGAAUUGAAGGAGAAUAGAGAUCAAUAUGUGGCUAAUAAGAAGAAGCUCGAAAUUUGGAUUGAGAACGCGGAAAAAACAUUGAAAGCCUAUGAUGAAAUCACUGGUCCAAAACCUAUAACUUUCUAUCAAUCACGUUUGAAAGAGUUGAAAGCAUUUGCCGAGGAACGAGAAGUUGGACAAGCUAUAUUGAAUAAAACAGCGGAAGCUGGUGAAGCUUUGUUCGCUAGAAUUACACCUGAUCAAAGAGAAAUGAUUAGAACGGAAUUGAGAAACUUCCGUAAUCGCGUGGAUGCAAUGGCGGAUCGUUCCAACGUGAUUUAUAAAAAAAUAGAGAGCGAUAUGAUGCACAGAUCUUCCUUCGAAGAUAAAUUCUCUCAAGUGAAACAAUGGUUAGCAGAUGCUCAGAAUAAAUUAGGAGAAAAGCAAGAUUUACUGCCAACGUUACAAGAGAAGAAGCUAGCUCUUCAUUUGUACAGGACCGUGGCUCAGGAUGUUACUGUUCACAAGAAUAUUCUUCAACAACUUCAAGAUAGAUUAAGUACAGCACCAGAUGAUGAUGCGAGCGAAAUGUUAGGCAACGUGAUCGAGGCUUAUGAAAAAUUGUCCAACGAGGUCGAAGGGCGAAUUAAUAUAGCGGAGAAACAUGUUUCGAACCAUGAGGCUUAUCUUCAAACAUUUGAAAAGACUCGAGAUUGGAUCAACACGGUGAUCAACGAAGGAACGCCGAUAGUCGAGGAUUUUUCAGUGGAACGAGAAACAGCGCAGAGUAAAAUCACCACCAUCGAGAAUCUUUUACAACAGAAAGCGGAAGGGGAUCGAAUCUUGGCUGAUUGUAACCAGCAAUUAAAUAUUGUCUUGGAACAAACCUCUAUGCCAGGUCAUUCAGCCUUGUUAUCCAAUUUUGAGCAACAAAAGAAAAUGUGGGAAGAUUUCUUGAAGCGAUGUGUGACAGCUAGAGACAAAUUGAAACAUAUGUUCAAUCAAUGGUCCGAAUUUGAGAAGAUCGUAGAAGGUUUGGAGGCCUGGAUUAAGCAGAUGGAAACCCAGCUGAAGGAUCAAAGUUUGAAGAGUACGGAAGAAGCAAAGAGAGCUCAUUUGCAGAAGCUGAAGUCCUUGGAAGAAAGUAUCAUCGCGAAAGGAGCUGAAUUUAAUGCCGCCAUUGAGAAGAGUCAGAGCAUCGAAGCUGAGGCAGACCUAGUCACAAGAGUCUCGAGACAAACUACUAAAUAUCAGGCUAUCAAGAAUCAAAUAAAGGAAGCUGUGAUGCGAUACGAACAAUUUGUGAAAGAGCAUAACACUUUCAACAUGAAAUAUAACCAAUUAUUGCAAUGGAUCACAGAUAUUAAAUCGGAAUUGAAGAAACACAGUGAAAUCGUGGGCGAUCUAUCCGUGUUGCAGAGUAGACAGAAGCUCAUUCGAGACUUGGGCGAUACUAGAACGAAAGAGAAUGCUAGAUUCGAAUCUGUCAUAGAUCUUGGAGAGAAAUUAUACGUUCACACGUCGCCUGACGGUAGAGAAAUCAUCAGACAGCAAUUGAGAAAUUUGAGAACCUUGUGGGAUGGAUUCACUGAAGAUCUACAGAAUACUAUGCAAAAGUUAGACCAAUGUCUGAUGCAAUUCGCUGAAUUCUCUUUAUCUCAUGAACAAUUGACAGCUUGGCUUCGAGACGUGGAACGUGCGAUGCAUCAACACACUGAAUUGAAAUGUACUUUGGAGGAGAAACGGGCACAGUUGCAGAAUCACAAGAUCAUGCACCAAGAAAUCAUGUCUCAUCAAUCUUUAGUAGAGUCUGUUUGCGACAAGGCGCAACAGUUGGUAGAUCAGACCAAGGAUACUUCUUUGAAUGUCUUUCUACCAUCUAUCAAGCAAUUAUUCCAUAACAUCGUGGCAAAAUCGAAGGAUUUGUUAGAAAAUCUGGAUGAUUGCGUGGAGAAGCAUCAUAAGUUUAAUUUGCAAGUGAAGAGCUUUUCUGAUUGGUUGAACGGCGAGAAGGAUAAACUUGCUGAAUGUAACGAUAUGACUGGAGAAAGAACGGAUAUUUGCAGAAGACUUGCCACUUUGGCCAUAUUGAAGGAUGAUCAGAUGCAGGGUGCUGAGCAGCUUGGAAAAUUAAAGGAACUUAGCGAUACAGUUAUUAAGAGAACCGCACCAAAAGGAUGGGAUGCUAUUAAUAAGGAGAUCGUUAUUUUGGAAGGCAAUCUUCGUCAAUAUCUAAAUGAAAUAGAAUCAGUGGAAGAUAAACAAAAAACAGCCUUGCAGAAAUGGCAAGACUUCGAAGAUAAAUUGGAAACGCACACAAAAUGGUUCUCAACGAUGGAAGCUGCAUUCAGGGACCAACAGUUGCAGCCUACUUUGCAAGACAAGGAAGCUCGUUUGCAAACAUUAAAAGAGAAACGUGAUGCCAUAUUAAAGGAAGAAUUGAAGAUAGAUGAGUUCAUUGAUAAAUCUCAUAGUUUGCUUCAUGCAAGUGGAGUUGAGCGUAUCAAGCCUUUGAUCUCCCAAAUAAGCAAUAGAUACCAGUUAUUGCACGUGCUCAGUAAAGAAGUAGUGACUAGAUGCCAGAGUGUUGUAGAUGAUCAUAGGACGUAUGAAGAAAAAUUAAAGGUCGUAGAUGCCUGGUUAACUCAAUUAGAACAGAGUUUAGCCAGCUUGAAGAAAGAUGAAACAGGUGGAAAUCUAGAAGAGAAAGUAUCUCGUCUGCAGAUAUUGUUGGCUGAAAAGGAACAAGGUGAACACAGAUUGGCAAGUUUGAUAUCAUUUGGAGAGAGGAUUCUUGCUGAUACAUCGGCUCAAGGAAGAGAAAUUAUUCGCCAUGAAUUGAGACAAGCUCGAGAACGAUGGGAUAAACUUGUGGAAGGCAUAGCCGAGCAACAGAAAAAACAAGAUGCUCAAUCCUUGCAAUGGACCAAUUAUCAAGAGACAUUGCAACAAAUUUUGGCCUGGUUGGAUACUAUGGAGAGAUCGGUGAAACAGGACUCGACGAUCACUUGGUCUUCUCUUCAAGAAAUUAAAUCCAAAUUGCUGAAAAGCAAGGGAAUGCAUCAAGAAAUUUUGGCUUAUAAACGUAUCAUUGAAGGAAUCUCAGAAAAAGCAAAUGCACUAUCGUAUACAUCUCAAGCGCCAUCAGACGCUCAACAAAAGGCUGCCUCGGUUUCUGGAAGAUACGAGGAUCUGGUCGAAAUGUCACAGAAAAAUAUAUCCAAUUUGGAAACUCUUCUAGAUACUUUCCAACAAUUCUAUGAUCUACAAAAAUCUUAUCAAGAUUACCAGAAGCAACAAUGGGAGCAAUUAGCUAACUAUAGCGACUAUACUGGCAACAAAGCUGCUUUGCAAAUUCAAUUGACCAAAAUCAUGGAGCUUCAAGAUGGCCAGAGGGAAGGAGAAUUGAAAUUAGAUAUUCUCAGUGAACACGUGUCUCAGAGUGCUCAUAAUUUAUCACCCAGAUCAUUAGAAUCUAUGGAAAGAGACUUGGCUACGCUAAGAUUCGAGCACAAAAAAUUCGCCACAGCUGUAAACGAUAUUAUUCGAUGCAUCGAGGAGAGGAUCCAACAAUGGAGCGAAUAUGAGAAUUCUUUAGAACGUUUAUUAGCUUGGUUGGCGGAUGCAGAAUCGUCUUUGAAGAAUUAUUCUCUGAAGAACACUCUCGAUGAGAAACAAGAGCAACUUGAAAAGUAUCAGGCACUACAAAAAAUCGCCUUGUCGUGGGACACGGAAGUGACAGAACUGGUGGCCCUAGGAGACCACCUGGACCAAAUGUUAAUCGUGAAUCUACGGCAAAACGAGGCAGAAUUCGAUAAGAUGAGCGACGAAUCUUCCGAGCUGAUGCAGAUUAGCGGUGAAACAAGAUUUUCUGCUAGUGUUCAACAAAUCACCUCUCGGUUCCAAUCUAUUCAAGCGACUGCUAAAGAAUUAGUUAAAAAAUGUGAACAAGCAGUGGCAGAUCACGCAGCCUAUCUUGAACGUUACAAACAAUGUUCCGAAUGGCUGGCAAACACACGUACUACUUAUCAAUCAAUCAAGGAUGACUUCAGCGGUACUCGCCAAGAAUUAACUUCGAACGUGACAACCCUAAAAGAUCUUCUAGCCCGACAAUCUUCGGCAACCCUUUUGAUCAAUAAUACCGUCGAAGCUGGAGAACGUUUGUAUUCUACCACAGGCAUGGAAGGCAGAGAAAUCGUCCGUCAACAAUUAUUAGACCUCCAACGAGCCUUCGAGGAGCUCUACGACAGCAUUGCCUCAACUGAACGAGAGUUGCAAUCGAAGAUAUCUCGUUGGUCCGGUUUCGACGAGUCCAACGAAUCGUUCGACAAGUGGCUGAGAACUGUCGAGACUCAAUUGAAACCAGAAAUCGAGUUGAAAACCACGUUGGACGAGAAACGAGCCCAAUUACAAAUUUAUCGUUCCUUUUUACAUGAUAUCCAAUCCCAUCAACAAGAUCUACUCGAUCUUCGAGACAAGGCUGACAAUUUGCCGGAUUCCACUGACAAAGUGCAUCUGACGCUAAAGAAAUUGAGCGAGAGACACGCAACCGUGUUGAAACGCGCGGUUGCUUUUGUCGAAAGGUAUGAAGGCAUCGUUAGCGAUCAUCAACAGUACAGCAAGGCUGUUCUGGAUACCCAUGAGUGGAUAGAUGCGACUCACAAUGCGGUUAUUCUUUGGGGUGACACGGAACUUGAACGUGUAUCUCUUCACACUAAUCUGGACAGAUUGAAGAAUUUAUUGCACGGUUUACCAGAGGAUAAACCAAGAGUUCAACAAAUAAGAAUACUAGGUGAGAAAGUGAUUCCAGGCACAUUGGAAUCUGGACAGAUCAACAUUCGAUCCCAAAUCGAUUCCUCGCAACAAGAAUGGGAAAGUCUGGUCACUGCGGUGAAGUCUACUAUAGAAACAUUGGAGAAUAAGCUUCAACAAUGGAACGAGUUCGAAAUGUCGAAGGAACGUUGUUUGGCUUGGAUGAGAGAAACUGACACUAAGCUUCAUGCGGUGGACUUGAAGGCUACCUUGCAGGAGAAGAAAGACCAAUUGGAACUUUUGAGAACUCUUCAAGGACAGGUGCGUGCGAAAGAAUUGGAGAUAGACGCUGUUACCGAGAAGGCUCAACAGCUUCACAAAAAUAUUACGUCUCGUACCACUCAUAUGUCAGAAUUGAGCAUCAAGUAUCAACAAAUAUCGAACAAAGUGAAAGACUUGAACAGUCGUUGGCAUCAAUAUGUGACCACUCAUCAAGAAUUCGAUAAUCAAGUGGCAGAGUGUACUAGAUGGUUAGACGACAUUAGGAAGAAACUGGCUUAUUGCUCUGACUUAGGUGCAUCCUCUCAGAAAGAUUUGGAGAACAAGAUGGAGAUAGUGCAAGACUUAUUAUUGUACAAGGAAGAUGGCUUCGCCAAGGUACAAGGUAUUGUGGAAUUAGCUCAGGCAGUUUUGGCAAACACAGCUCCAAUUGGACACAAGGCUAUCAAUGAUGCUGUUGGAAAGCUGCAAGAACAAUGGAGUGCUCUAGCCUCGAAGAUGUUAGAGACCAAAACUAAUUUGGAUGACUCUAUCAAUAAAUGGGCUGGUCUUCUAGAACAGAUACAAUCGAUGAACAAGACGGUAGAUUAUAUGCAAUCUGCUUUGAACGAGUUCAUGCCUUUCCAAACUACCAUGUCUGAAAAGAGAUGUCAACUGGAACGUAUCAAGGCUUUAGAGGAAAAAGUUCGAUGUGAGAACAUUGAAGUCGAUAGUCUAAAGAUCAAGGUCGCUGAAAUGAUCGCCAGUGGACCUCAAGGGUUAGCUGCAUCACAGGCACAGAGCAUUUUGAACAGAUUCGAUACGUUGUUCGAAAAAAUCAAGUCCUUGCUGACCGAACGUGAAGAACAGUACAAGGAUCACAGAUUAUACAAGGAGGCGCACGAUGAUAUUAUUAAUUGGUUGAGUCGAGCUCGUGAGAAGAUUCCAUCUAUGAAGCAAAGACCUUUAAGCGAUAAAUUGGCUAUCGAAAACGCUGUGGCUCCACUGGAGAGUUUGUUGAACAAGAAGGCUCAAGGAGAAUUAUUGGUGGAACAUCUUCAACAUACUGGAAAGGUUGUAUGUGCGAGCACGAGUCCUCAAGGUCAGGAAAUUAUAAAGAAUGAAGUGAAAGCUUUGACUCAGAGUUUCGAGGAACUUUUCAGAGAAAUCAAGCAACAAAAGGAUCAAUUAGAACAAACGGUGAGCCAAUGGCGCGAUUACAAGGACGAGUACGAAAGAUUAAGUGAUUGGUUGCAACAAUUUGAUAUUCUCAUAAAGGCGCAAAAGAAUUCUCUAUUACCAAAUGUAGCUGAGAAGGAAAAACAAGUGCAAGAAGUGAAAGAGAUAUUAGAGAAUUUGCUGAAAGGACAGGAACAAAUUGACAAAUUCAACAAGACAGCGUCCAGUCUCCUUUCGUCUCAUUUGGACACCUACAUAAAUAACCAGCUUCGACAUUUGAACUCGCGUUAUCAGGUUCAAGUGAAUCUUGCCAAAGAUGUCCUCAACAAAGUCGAAACCAAUCUAGCUCAGCACAAAGAAUACGAAGCUAAUUUGGAAAAGACACGUGCCUGGAUCGAGAACGCGAAACAGAUUAUUCGAAAGGGGACAGAAGCAGCAUCGACUAGCAGCAGAGAAGAAUUGCAGAACAGAUUGGACAAUAUCCAAGAGUUGUUGAGGAAACGGGAAGAGGGUCAGAACUUGGUUCAUCUGACGGUGAAUUGUGGCGAGAAAGUGAUGAGAAACACUCGAUCAGAUGGGCGAGAAGAGAUCAAUGCUCAAUUGAAAGAGAUCCAAAAUGAUUGGGAGAGAUUGGUGAAGAAGAUCUCGACGACAAAAGUGCGUUUGGAAACGAGUCUUCUUCAAUGGGCUGAUUACAGCUCGUCUUACCUUCAGUUGCAGCAAUGGAUCAACGAUAGAGAAGCUAAAUUGCAACAAGUCUGCGAACAGAAGGUAUCUAAAGCUAGAAAAGGUCUGGCUGGAUUGAGUUCUUUGGCUAUCGGAGAAAGAAAGGCGAAUCUCAGACAAACGAACAGCAUCGUUCAAGAUAUAGUAGCGUUCGAACCGAUGAUUCAAUCGGUUACAACGAAGGCCGAGGAUCUUCGACAGGCCACACCAGCCACGGAAAUUUCCAUCAAAUAUGAAACAUUGAGUAAACAAGCUCAGGAAUUAUAUGCCAAACAGAAGGAGACUGUAGAGCAACAUCAAGCGUUUAUAGAUAGUGGAAAUGAAUUUAUACAAUGGAUAAGAGCUGCCAAAGAGAGGCUUGGUAAAUGUUCCGAGCCUACUGGAGAUAAGGAAUCGUUGGCAAACAAGAUCACUCAAUUGAAGGUACUGCAAAGCGAACUGCCAGAAGGUCAGAAGAAAUUGCAACACGCUUUGGAGCAAGGAAACGCGGCAUGCCAGAUUGCGGAUGAGGAGGACAAAGAGAUUAUUGAAGAGGAAGUGGCGUUGUUGCAAGAAGAGUACGAUAGUUAUGUAGACUCCCUGAAUAACACUAAGAGUUUAUUGGAGGUAGGAAUAGUGAAAUGGACGGAAUACGAGGAUCAAUUCUCGGAAGCUACCGAAUGGCUCACACAAACGGAACAAUUGGUGCAGUCGUUUAACAAACUUCAGGAUAGUUUGGAAGAGAAGAAGAAUGUUCUGGAACAAUUCCAGAUCCAUUUACAGACUUUGUUCGACUGGCAGAAGGAAUUAGAUCGAUUGAACAUGAAGGCUCAGAUGUUGCUGGAAACUUGUGCAGAUACUAGAAUUUCGAACGCUAUUACUCAAUUGACGACCAAGUAUAAUGCUCUUCUUUCUUUGGCCAAAGAAAUAAUGAGACGUCUCGAGUUACAUUAUCAGGAACAUCAACAACAUAAUACGUUGUAUCAAGAGUGCCAAGAUUGGAUAGAACGAACACGUGACAAAUUGAGCGAGUGUAAGGAACUUCCAAGCACUUUAACCGAGGUGAACAAUAAAUUGCACACUUGCAAAGCUAUCAGACAAACACUGGAACAAGGCCAGAACAAGCUGCGUUAUGCUCUCGAAUUGAAAGAAAAAGUGAUCAUGAACACGGAACAGAAUGGCGCCGCAAAGAUUCAAGAAGAUACAGAGAAUCUGAAGAUGGAAUUUGAGAAAUUAUUGGUGAACGUAGAAGACAUAAGACAGAAGCUUUCCGCUAGAGCAAGCACAUUGGAGGAAUUGAACAAAAUUCACCGAUUGACUACAGAUUGGAUUGAAGAGAUCGAGGGGAAAAUUCAACCGGGUGAAAUGUACAAAAACGAUCUGAGCGAAAAACGAGCUGUAUUGGAGAAGUAUAAGACAGUUCAAAGAGAUAUUCAAGGUCAUGGCGAAACCGUAGACCGGUUGAAAGCUCGUUUGGCUGAAGAUUCCAGUAUACCUAUUGGUCCUUAUCAAUCCACUAUUGCCAAGUACGAUGAAUUGACCAAAUUGAUCGCUGAAAAGAUUAAGAAUUUAGAAGAGCAAGUGAACGAUCAUGAAAAGUUUCAACAAGCUCACAAUGAAGCAGCGGAUUGGGUUCGCCAUACAAAGUUGGAACUUCAACAAAAUUGCGAUACCCAUGGGGAGAAGGAACGAAUCAUCGAACGAGAGAACAAAGUGAACCAGAUCAUAGCUUCCCUUCCCAAAGGAGAGAGCUUGAUCUCGAAGGUGAUCCAACUCAGCGAUGGUGUGAUCGCUAGUACAGGUCCAGAAGGUCAGGAAACCAUCAAACAGGACAUGAAACAAUUGCAAGCAAACUGGAAAUCUCUGCAAUCUCAGUGUCACGAGUCCCAGAAGACUUUGUCCAAUUGUAUCGCCAGCUGGUCUCAAUUUACGACUGCUUUAGACAGCAUGAAGAGAUGGAUAGAUCAUUUCCAGAAGAAGGUGAAUGACGAACAAUCGAAAGAGAAUAAAACUCCGGAGGAUUUGGUGCGGUGCAAGAGCCUCGUGGAGGAAGCUAUCCAACAGAAACCAGUUUUGGAAGAUCUGAACGAUAAAUGCGAGGCCUUGCUGGAGCUGAGCGCUUGCAGCUGGGCUCGUGACAAGACUGUACAAUUGCAAUCUGCUUACACGUCUCUGUUGACCGAUAUGCAAGGUCUUGUUUCUCGGGUAGAGAAGAAUCUGUCCGACCAUACCGAGUUCCUGAAGGCGAAGAAGGAAAUAGAAGAUUGGUUGCGCAUUGCUCGAGGCUCGGUACAAGAUUGCAUGGGCGUUGGAGAUGCUGAAUGGGCUAAGGAUAAGUUGGAAACUAUCAAGAUCGUAGCAACAAGAAUUACCGAGGGUCAACAUUUAUUGUCAACAUUACAAACCGCCUUCACGAAAGCCAUAGACACAGCUGUACCAGAGCAACAGGAUCAACUGAGAUCAGACAUGGCGGGACUUCUUUCCAGCUGGGAACAGCUCAGCAUCGAUUUGAACACCGUUCAAGCUCAACUUAAAUCGCUGUUGCAUCGCUGGGAUGAUCAUUCGGAAGCUCAUGAAAAAUUGAAACAAUGGUUGGAAGAAACGGAGAACGGUAUGCAAGAUCUUCCGGACACGAAAGGAGAAUUCGGCGAUAUGAAAACCAUGCUUGAACGUUAUAAGCACAUUCAGGAGGAAGUACGCGGUAAGAAGACCGAGUUGGAUCAUUUAAUGGACGAAGCUAGCGAAUUAUCGAAACUGGCGAAGAAAAACACGCCUCUGGAACGAACGAAGGAAUUGUUGAAACGAUGGGAGAAUUUGAGCGAAAACGUUGACGAGAGGAAGAGGUUGAUUGAGAACGAGAUGCAGGAAUACAACGCGUAUCACGCAGCCUUGCAAGAGACGGAGAAGUGGCUGUUGCAAAUAUCUUUCCAAUUAAUGGCUCACAAUUCUCUCUAUAUCACGAACAAGGAGCAAACGGUGUCGCAAAUUCAACAGCAUGAAAACUUGCUUGCGGAAAUCGAGAAUUAUACGAGUGUCCUGAACGAUUUAAAGUUGAAAGGAAAUGGACAGAUUACUCGAUACGUCGCGGUCAAUCCCGAAAUUAAAACAAUCAUUGAAACGCAACUGCAAAAUGUUCAAGAGAGUUACAACUCCUUGUUGAACACGGCAUUGCAAAUAAAGAAACGAUUGGCGGAAUCGUUGGUCAAAUUCCAGGAGUACGAGAACACUCUGGAGAGUAUUAUGAAGAAUUUGGACGCGUACGAACCAGAAAUCGCUCAAGAAAUGGAAGCGCCGAUGGAUACCCUCGACGCAGCGAAACAGAGAUUCGAAAAUGCUCGCACGUUGCACAAUAAAUUGCAAGGAGAGAAGACAAGGCUUGCUCUGGCUGUCGAGGCUUGCGAGGCUGCAGUGGCAUGUGUCUCCAGACCCGGAAGUCCUCUGGAUGCACCGCCUGUGCAGAUUCCGGCCAGGGAAGUCGAAGUGAGAAACAAAUUGGAGGAAUUGAUCGAUCAGGCGCAGGGACACUUGAUGAACGUAACCAAGGCUCUAAACGAGUUGGAAGAGCAAACACGACAGAAGAACGUUCUUCGUGCGUGGAUAAACCAGCAAAGGGCUCUGUGCGCCGAAUGGAAGUCACGUCCAGCGAAAUUGAGAUCCGAGGCAGCUCUUGCCGAAUUGCAAGCUAUGAACGAUUUGCUUGGAAACGUCGGGGAACGUCGAACUCACGCAUUGACAGAGCUGUCUCUUCAUGACGAUGAUCAGGAUAUUGAGGAGGGAUUGAACAAAUUGGAGACAGAGUUGACGGAUGCCAUUGCUGGAAAACAAGCGGCGCAGGAUCUGAUCCAGAAGUAUAGGACGCAGGUGCAGAACAUGCAAUCGUGGUUGGAUACGUUGUCCAAAAAGGUGGACGUUAUCGAGAAAGGGAAUGGGCAGACGAUUGGGCAGAAGAUAGCUAGCGUGAAAGAGAUCACGACCGAAUUUGAGUCCCAAGGGCCCGGAAAAUUGAACGAGGUGAAGACAUUGAGCGAUCAGGUGAUGGAUUCGGUGAGCAAUUUGGAUUCUCAGCAGAUAGAAGAGCAAAUUAAAUCGGUGGAGAGGCGAUACGCUGAUAUAGGGAAGAAACUGCAGAGGAAGGCGCAAGUGUUGGACAUGACUGCCCAAGGUAUUGAAGCUACUAGGCAGGAGAUUGAAGAGAAUAGAGAUUGGAUUCAGCAAAAGAAGAAGCAAGCCCAGAUGUCCGAGCCUGUUGGAUUUGACAGCAAACAGGCUGAAGAAAGGCUUCUUGCUUUGAAGGCAAUGUUGAAGGAAGCAGAAGGAAAACAAAUGGUGAUCGAUACGUUGGAGAAACGAGUAGGAAACAUGCAGAACGAAUUAGAGUCGAACGAGCAGCAACAAUUGGAAAAUGAAACGAAAGCUCUGCGUGGCGAACAAUCCCAACUUUGCACGAUUUUGACGGAGGGAAUCUCGAGCGCCACGGCUGCGGCUGAUGCCCGCCGUAAGUUCGAGGCUGAUCUCGAACGAGCACGAAGCUGGAUCAAAUCGAAGAGUAACAAUUUGAAGAAAUUGAGCGGUUAUCUCCCUCUAAAGGCGUCGAAAGUCGAGCAAGAUAUCGUGCAACACGGUGAAUUGGAAACUGAUAUCGAUUCGUUCAGCGAGAAAGACUUGAACGACAUUUUGAAACAAGGAAACAAUUUGCUAAAGGAGUGUAGCGAAGAGGAUCGUGCCAGAUUGAACAAGAUCUUGGAUGAAUUGAACAAAGACUACGAGGAGCUGAAAAGCGAGGCGCAAGAGAAACAAGCUGCGUUGGCGGAUCUUCUUCAAGGGCGAAAGGCUUUCGAGAAUGAAAUAGAUAAGUGCCAAAGAUGGAUCAAUGAAGCUGAAGUUGCUACAUCUUCGGAUCUGAGAACUUCCAGUAUUGAUAUUCUGAGAGAGCAAUUGGCUAAGUACGAUCGUUUGAAGAAAGAGGCAAAAGAGUACGCAGACGAUAUCGAGAAAUUAAUGCAACAAGGAAAAUCGAUCCUUCCAACCGUGACCGACGCCGAUAAGCUUGAAUUAAACGAACAGUUGCAAAACAUGAAGGAAGCUCACGGUAGAGUUGCUGGUAUAAUAAAUGAAAGAGCCCUAGCUCUUCAAAAGAAUAUCGACGAAGCCGAAGAAUCAUUGGCGCGAGUAGCUGAAGCCAUUCAAUUCAUGACUGACGUUCAGAAAGAACUUCACGAGCUUAACAAACCUAUUGGUUCACGCGUAGAAGACGUCGAGGCCAUGCUGGACGCAUACGAGAGAAUAUUGAACGAUCUGAAGGCGAACAAGGCGAAAUUGUCCGAUUUGCAAUCGAUCAACGUGGCCGAUCUUCAUGGGGUGUUAACUCAACAGGAUGAUCUCAUGAAAGCUAUAGAGUCCCAAAUUGCGAAACUGCGGCAGUUACUUUUGUUACGCCAACAAUUCAUCGCUUUGAUCACGGAGAUAACUACGUUCAUAGCUAAAUAUACGGAGAUCGUUCGAGAUAUCGAGAAUUCUGGCCAGACCACGGAGGAAAAGAUCAAAAGAUACGACGAUGCAAUUCUGAAGAUCCAAGAAUGCGAAGCCACCCUCGCCAGUGCAACGGACAAAGGUCAACAAAUCGCAGCAGAAGGUUCAACCGUGGAUAGAAACAAUAUAACGGAACAAUUGCAAUCUCUGAAACAACAAUUGCAAGGUCUAAGAAGAGCUGUGGAAACUCAAAGGGAGCAGCAUGAAUUGGCAGCAGCGGAGCACAAGAGACUUGCGAACGAAUUGGCGGAGAUUCUCGAUUGGUUGGAGGACAAGGAGAAAGAAGUGAAAUCUAGACCUCUUUUGGAAAGGGAUCCAAUCAGCGUGGAAGCAGAAUUGCAAAAACAUAACGAGCUAUGCGACGCGGUCAACGAACAUCUCGAUAGAAUCAGAAAUUUGAAGAAUUCCGUCCCCCACGAGGAAGGAAUGCCUGGUUCGUUGAAGGAAAUGCUGAGCGAAGCUGUCUCCCUGUUGACCUCUUUGCCCAGAGAAAUGGAGGAACGUGGAAAUUAUUUGGAGAGCAACAUGAAGCUGAGACAAGAGUAUGCCGCCCUUACCGAGAAACUUCGAAGUUGGGUUCGAGAAGCGGAGAUUCGAUUGGAAAGCGACAAGGAUGGACUCGAUUUCGAGAACAUCCUGAGCGAUCUCGAAGAGCACAAGAUCUACUUCAGCAGCGAGCCAUCGAUUCGCGAAUUGGUGUCGCAGCAAAUUCAGCAAGCGGGUGACAAAAUUUGGCCUUCGUUGAACACGUCGGAGCAGGAGGAGUUGAGCGCGGAGCAACAGCAGCACACUCAAUUAUUGAAAAACACGUUGAACACGGCUAAGUCGCAACGCGCCAGGUUGGAGCAAGGCGCUGAAACGUGGAGGGAUUACACGCAAACGUUGGAACGUGUCCGAGCUGUGAUUGCGAGGAGCAGAUUCACCGACGAGCCUGUCACGACUUUGGCCGGGCUGCAAUUCAACAUCCAGAAGAUCACGCACGCGCUCAAUGACAUACAGAAUCAACAAUUCGAGUUGGAUCUAUUGAUCGAACGAAGUCAAGAGGUGCUUCGAUUGGCAGACGCCAGUAACAAGAGAACGAUAGAGGCGCAGAUUUGUGAGAUCAGCGCGGAAUGGAAAGAGUUGGUUUCCGGAUUGGAAGGGCGAAGGGAUGCCCUCGAGGCGUUGUCCAAGCAUUGGGAAGAUCUGGAGGCGCAAUGGUCGCUCAUCGAGACUAAAGUAAAUGCCAUCGAGGAGAAGGGCAAACUUUUGGACACUGUGGUUCGUUCUAAGCAACAUUUGCACGACACCAUCAAAUCUCUGCAUGAGUUGGUAACGGAAGCGGAGAAAUUGAAACCGAUGGCAGCGGAAGUGAAAGCUUUAUCAGGACCUGUUCUAGCAUAUCUGGCUGCCUUCACAGAGGCUCCAGCUCAUGCUCUCGAGGAAAAGCUGAAUAAAUUGCAGAAUUCCGUCGAAUCGCUCAUCGACACUCUGCAGACGAAAUCCAGAAAGGCGGACGAGGACUUGGAGGCGUUCGAAAGCACCGAGCGUGAGAUCGAUCAGCUGAGGAAGCGUUUGAACGAGGCGCGCGAACGCGCCUCGAACUUGUACAUAUUCGGGCCGGAUCAGGACGCGACCGAGGAGGAGCUUGACGAGCUGCGUUGGGCUGUCGAGCAGCUCCUCGAGAGCGGGAAAAAGUUCUCAGGAAGCACUAAGGCGCGGUACCAAGCUAGCCAGCAGCUGGUCCCCAGCGAUCUUGCCCAACACCUGACCGCCCUCGAACUUUGCGCCGAGGCGACAGCGCAGGCCAUGGAGGAGAAGCAGAGGGAGCAGAAGCGCGCGAGAACCGUCAGAUCGGAUUAUCUGACCGAUCUGGACGAGGUUCAAGCGUGGAUCAGGCAGGCCGAGUUGAAGGUUCAGGACCGAUCGAUCGAGCCUGUACCUCUCAAGGAUCAAUUGAGGCAGGUGCAAGAGGAGUUGGGCACGAUCAGCGACAAGCUCGAACGAUUAACGAGAAAUGGCCGUACGAUUGCGGAGAACACGAGGGACGACACGGAGAAACAAUUGAUCGACAGCACCGUUCACAACGUGACCGAACAGUUGAACCAAGUGAGGAAUUGGUUGGACGAGAGGAAACAAGUGGUGGCUGAUACCAUUGACGCUUGGCAGAGAUUCUUGUCGUUGUACGAAGCCGUGAGGACGUGGACCGAGGAGAAGAGACAAUUCCUGGUUGAGCCGUUGAAGCUCAGCACCCUCGUGCAGGCUAGGCAGAGGCUGCACGAAUAUUCGACAGCCGUGAAAAGCUGCAAACAGAUCAACAAGAAUCUCAGUGACAUGGGUAAGGAGCUCGAGAGUAUCGGUCAGGUUUGCAGCGUGGGCGACUUGCCCGAGAAACUGCUCGAGGCUGAAGAAGCUAAGGUUCAAGUCGAGGGUCAACUGUUGGAGAGGAACGCGCUGCUGCAAGAAACUAGCGAGGAAUGGGAACAAUGCGAGCGAAAGAUGAAAGAAGUGAAAACGUGGAUCGAGAAAGCGAAACAAAGUCUCGAGUCGCCGCAGAACAAAAAGAAACCGUUACGGGAUCAGCACAGCAUACGGGAGAAAAUGCUGAGCGAUAUCGCGAUACAGAAAACGAAAAUCGGUAUAUCGAUGGAGAAGCUUCAGGUUCACUUCCGGUCGGGGAUCGGCGGCGAUAGCCGAAUAGGCGAAACGGUUGACGAGCUACUGGCCGAGUUAGACAAUCUUCACGCCAACGUCAAGGAACAGACCACAGCGUUGGAGGGUUGUUUAGCUCAGAUUGAUCAAUAUCAACAGGAGAUACAACAGUUGAGGCAACAGAUUAUGCAGGUAGAGCAACAAUUGAGGACAGUGUUGAGUCCGACAUACCUGUCCACCGACAAGGAGAAGGCGUUGCAGGAGCAACAGCAGAGCCUGCAGCAAAGGAUGGACGAUUGGAGGCAACGCGUCAAGACAUUGCUGGAUGAAAUAUACACCGUGGACCCGUACUAUGUACAAAGCAACGAGACAAGGUUCGUCAAUCAGGUCUCGUACGCGGACAUCGCUGCUGGUCGCACGAGCCCCAAUUCAAGGGGUUCUAGCCCCUUUAGAAACAACAACAACAACCCAAGGGACGAAGCCGCCCCUACGCCUCUCUCGAUUCAAGUGCUCAGACCGACUGCUCAAUUCCCAAGACCCGUGGAUAUCCAGAAAACCGUCGUCGAACCGAUUCGCGAUGAAACUCCUCCUCCGAGCACCGGGAGAAUGGAAACGGGCAGAGGCAACGAGGAAGGGGCGAGACUCGAGGAGCAGCAGAGCGAACAGAAGGAGACCGAGAUGAGAGUCGAAAGGAGAAGACACGUUUCCAAGGUGGAUUCGGUGGAUUCUAGGACGAGGAGUCAGUCGAGGAGGUCUGGCUCGGUUAGAAAUAACAGCGACGAGGCUGUGAGGGAAUCUAGGGAGAGGAAUUCGUCCACGGAGAACGAAAACGCGAUGGAGAUUUCUAGAUCGAUGGAACGGAAAAAGGAGUCGUUGGUACUUAAAAACACGUUGGCGCCUAAAGUUGAGAGGAGAGGAAGAUCGGCUAGUCCCAUUUGGGUGCCUGGAUCUACGUCCUACGCGGAUAUCCUUCGUGGAAAUAGGCAGAGUUCUCGCAGUCCUUCGGUGGAGGGUGGCAAGGACGUUAAUAUGGUCGGUAGAGAGGUGAGGGAGACUGUGGUCGAAGAAUUGUCCGUGCCGGAAACGGUUGAGAACGAGAAAUUGGAGUUCAACGUGCCGAGACUCGAAGUGGAGGAAGAGACGGAAGUUCAAGAAGCUCUUGAGGAUGAAGCGAGCGAGGAGAUAACGGUAGAGAAUUACCAGUCUGUUGAGGUAAUGGGCGAAGAUAUGGUUGAAAUCGUGCCUUCGUCCGAGAAACCCGAAGAAGAAUCGGCAGAGGCUCAAACUAGUUGGGCUGACGAGAGCAUGGAGGAGUACGUUUUAUUGAACGAGAAGAAUUACAAAAAUAUCGCGAGAGCACCGCAACAAGUUCAAGAAGUGUACAAUUAUAUUCAACCACCUCUUCGACCAGCCAUCCCAGAAUUGGUUGGAUUCAUUGGAUCUCAAGUAGCUUAUCCAGUAAGCUCUUACGUCUACAUGCCGGCUGCGUCCCCUCAGCAGAUGGCUCUUCCUCAUUACACCGAGAGCCAGAUAGCAUUCCCGUCUGAACAAUACGUGGCACAACCUAGUUACAUACCUGAGCCAGAGAUUUAUCAGCAGAAUCUGUUGCAGAAACAGAGACAACCGCAUCAAUCUAAAUACAAAAGUAAUCCAAAGAGCGCCCCAAUUAUUAUGCAAAAUGUGGAGGAGAAAUGUUUAUCUUGUCAGAUUCCUCAAACUAUGGAUAUCCAGCCUGUCGUACAACCUAUUGUCCAAUCAAUACAGAUCGUUGAAGAGAAAUCUGUGGAGCAAGAACAGGUUGUACAACAACCUGUACAACAGUCUGUGGAACAGCAGCCUGUGCAGCAAUCGAUGCAACAAUCGGUGGAACAGCUAGUAGAGCAACCGGUGGAACAACCUGUGCAACCUGUUUCCCCUGCAACACCGUCAGAAAGCACACCGGUGAAGACAAAAAUAAUCACCGAGAGCAAAACGUUCUCCUACGCUCAGAUCUUGUCACAGGGUCUCGCCCCUAAACCGUCAUCGGCCGUCAGUAGUUAUUCUCCACCAACGAGCGUUCCAUCGACGACAUUAGCCUCGAAACAGGUGAAAGAGCGUUCGUAUUCACCUGUGAAUUCGACAACGUCCUCGGUGCACGAGACGAGCCCUCCUCAGGAGGCGAGGCAAACUCGAGAAUCGUCGGUAAGUAAACAGGAAAGCAAUUGGGACGUCACGAAGAAAAGGGAGACGAGGAAGACUCAUCAGGAGGCGCCGAAGACGAAGAUCCCGGAGAAGAGGGCUAGAAGAGGGCCCGAAUAUUCGAAAGAGAAACUUCAAAAGGAGAAAAGUAAGACUAACGUAGAGCAACAGAAACAGGUAUUUGAAACGAAAGAUGAAAUUGUCGUGGAAGAUGCUUCUAAGAUAAAUGUGAAGAGUAACGAGGUUGAGAUUAAGAAGGAAAAAAUGGAAGAUGUUCGAACGGAAAAGAGAGUAGAUGUCGAAAAGACGAAAAAGAUUGAAGCACAGAAGCAAGAUGAGAAGCAAGAGGUUCAGGAGGAGAAACAAGAUGUUCAACAGAGGAGCAGGUCUCAGGAAAAGAAACGAAAGGGAAAGAAGAAGAAACAGGAGAAGUCGAUGGACGAUGAGAUAGACAAAGCUCUGAAAGAAAUUGAGGAUAUGGAUAAGCAGAAGAAGAGGGAUAAAUCGAGGGAACAGACUAAGAUUAAGGAUACGACUCAAACUGUUCAAACAGAAAAAUCUAAGGAAGAUACUGAAAAGAAAGGCAUGAAGCCUGGCGAGAAAAAGAAACAAAAUAAAUCGAAGAUGGAAAAGAUUAGAGACGAAUCAGAAAUUGCAAUGAAUCAGGCUAACAUGAAAGAACAGGUGAAAUCGAAGAAUGAUACGAAAGAAAGUAAAGAAGAGAGAAAUAUUGAGAAGAGGAAUGCAAAGGACGAAGCUAAAAUUUCUAAGGAGAAAGUUGAAAGUCGAAAGAGCGAGUCGGAAAAAAGAUCUGAAAUUAAAAUCGAUUCGAGUAAUGAAAUAAGGAAAAUUGAGACGAAGGAAGAGAAAGCGCAAAAAGACUCUGCUAAUUUAUCGAAGAAAAAGCAAAAAGGUAAAGAACAGACUGGUACGAUGAAAGAUAAGUCUAAUAAAGAUAGUGUGAAGUCUACGAAAACUGAAAAUGAAUCUGAACAAAUGAAAAAAGCGAUAUUUAUUGAAGAUAAAGCAGAAAUUCAAAAAGAGAAAGACAUUAAACCAGUUGAAAAUAUUGGAAACUUAGAUCAAUCACAGAAACAAGAGGAUACGAAAUCUGUAAAACUUGUGAAAUCGGAAAAAAUAUCUGAAACAAAAGUUGAAUCGAAAGAAAAGGAACCUGCGAAAUCUAAGGAACAGGAUAAAUCGAAAAAGAAUAAAAAACAGAAACAAGGAACCGAGAAUGAGGUCUCGAAAGAUCAGACACCUAAGAAACAGGGCCAACAAAAAGAAGAAAAGAAAACGGAACAACCAAAACAGAAAAAAUCUGUAGAAAAAUCAGAGGUGAUAGAUAUUAAGUUGGAAGAAAAUGAAAAGAUUAAAGUAGAGAUUGAUGUGAAAGCAUCAAAAGAUGAAAAAGAGAAAAAGAUAACUGGAAAAGAGAAAGAAAAGAAAGCUGAAAGUAAAGAUCGCAAAAAGAAAGAUAUAAAAUCAGAAGUAGCAUUAAAAGAGAACACGAAAGAAGAGCAGAAAACUAUAAUAAAUCCAUUGAUUAGUGCGAUAGAAUCUGAUAAAAAAAUUGAAGAAAAAGAAAUUGAUAAUAAAGAUUCGAAGGAAAGUUCGACACCAAAGAAAGAGACGAAGAAAGGAAGUGAACCAGAAAAAAAAACAAAAACGAAAGGUGGAAAGAAAUCUAAAAAGGAAGCGGAUAUUAAUCAGAAACCUGCAACUGAGAUUAUCAAAAAAGAAGAGACGAUAGUCGUUGACAAACAAGUUAUUGAAGAAAAAAUUGGUGAAAAAAUUAUUAUAGAAGAAUCGAAGGAAGAACAUUUGAAACUUGAAUCAGUUGUACCAAAUACAGAACAAUCAGAGAUGAAAAAACAUAAGAAAUCUAAAUCACCGAAAAGAGGAAAGAAAGAAGAAAGUUUGAAAUCUGUAGAACAAAAAGAAAAGACAGAGAAAAAAGAAAUGCAAGGGGAAACGAUAAAAUUAGAAGAAAUAAGCGAUAAAAUCGAUAAUACGAAAGAAAAAUCUAUAAAAGAAAUAAAAGAAGAAAUUGUUAUCGAAGUUAAAGAGGAAGAAAUUAAUGCAGUUCAGGUUGAAGAAAAGAAAGAAAAAGAUAUAAUAGAUCUAAUAGACAAAAUUGAAAUACAAUCUGCUAUUGAAGAAAUACCUGAAAAGAUUAUUGUUGAAGGAAGCAUGGAAACAUUUACAGAAACUGUAGAAAUAGCAAAAGAAAUUGAAAAAGUUGAAAUCAGUACAGAUACGAAAGAGAAAAAGGAAACACCUCUUCCUGAAAUUUCAAAAACAGAAGAACUUGAAGACCAACAACCAGAGAAAAAGAGUGAAAUGCCAAAUACACCGUCGAAGAACAAAAAAUCAAGUAAAUCAAAGGAGAAACAUCCUAUCGAAAAAGUAGCUCCACUUUCUAUAGUUCAGGAAUCUAAACCAAGUACACCAAAGAGUCAACCAAGUACACCAAAAUCCGAUAAAAAGAAAAAGAAACAAGAGAAUAAAGACAAAGAUAAUAUCGAAUCUCCACAAGCAAAACAAAAGACAAUUACAGAAAAACCUUUCAACGACGCAAAACCAAUCGAAGAAUCCAUCGAAAUACCUGAUGUUGCUUCUGAAAAAUCUAUUUUCAAAGAAAAAGAAAUACCAACAACAUUGCAAUCUGAAAUAACUCCAAUAAUUGAGCCUGAAAAAGAACAAAUUAUUGAAUUUGACGAGUCAAAAUCUCUCUCGCAAGACCUGAUUGAAAAACCAAGUACAGAAGAAGUUCCAUUGACAGAAGAGAUUCUAAACGUCACAGACACUGGCUUGCCAGUCGAGGAAUCAUCUUCGACGUCAUCGGGCAAAGCAUUAAUCAUCGAAAGGACGGUAACCACGGUGACGACCACGACCAGCAUGCCAGGAUCUGUCGAAGUGAAGCCUCCGAACGUGAAAUCCAUGAAAUCCGUAGAGAUCUUAGAAAGCAUUCCCUUACCUAAGAUCGUAGGCUCCAAACCCACUGAAUUAAUCACCCUACGUCCUGAAACAGUAGAGGCUAGCCUAACAACCAGAUAUGCUAGGGUAUCGGAUGAUUCAGCUGUUGGUAUCCCCUCGAAAGAGUUCUUAGAUACGUUAGUGGACGAGUCGAAUUUCGAUUACGCGAAUUAUAUCAAUCUCGUCGAAGAUGAUCAACCGAUUUUGUUCGGUAGCGUUCAGGAUAGGAAGAAAGAUCGUUCUGGGACUCCUUUGUCGGCAAAGUCUGUAGAAAACGACGAACGAGAGGUCGAUGAUUUAAAGAAGGGACAGGGCGUGGAUGCGAAGAUUUCGCAAGAUACAUUGGGUAAGGCUGGAAAGGGUGAAAUGAUGGUUAAAGAGGAGAUAAACAUUUUUGGAGAAACUGAAAGUGAGAAGGUCAAAGAUUCGAGUGAGUUAGUGAUAGAGAAUGAGGAUAAAAGUGUGGAAGAGAAGCGAGAAACGAAUAAAACUGUGGAAGAGCUUCUUUUCACUGUUGAAAAAGAAGAUGUGAAGAAUGUUGUGGAAGAAUUGUUGAAAGCUGAAAGAAAAGCUGUGGUAGUUGAACAAAAAAUUGUAGAUAUCGAAAAAGGAGAAGCUGUUUCUGUUAAACUUGAAGAUAGUAAAUUUAAAGAAAUUGAAAAUAAAACAAUUUUGAAUGAAGAAAAGGUUGGAGAUUUAGAGAAACCAAUUGAAGUUCCUGUUAAAAUUGAAACUGAAGAAGUUAACAAUAAAACGACUAUAGUUGAAAAAAAGGUAAUAGACUCUGAAAAAGGAGUAGAAGUUCCUGUUGAAAUUAAAUCUAUAACGAAAGAAGUUGAAGAUAAAAUAAUUCUGCCUGAAGAAGAAGUUGCAGAAUUUGAGAAGCCAAUAGAAGUUCCUAUUAAAGUUAAUGAUGGUAAAUUUCAAACAGAAGAAAUUAAAAUUAAAGAUAAAGUAGAUUCUGAAAAACAAGAAAGAAUUGAAAUUGAAGAUUCUAAAUCUAUAAUGAAAGACAUUGAAGAUAAAACAGAUUUAAUUGAAGAAAAACUAAUAGAUAUUCAAAAACAAGAAGAUGUUUCUUAUGUUAAGCUUGAAGAUAUUAAAUCGAAAAAAAUUGAAAAUAAGCCAACUCAGGAUGAAGAAAAAAUUAAAAAAGUUCCUAUUAAUAUUAAAGAUUCUAAAUCCAUAAUUGAAAAAAUAAAUAAUGAAACAAUUAUAGUUGAAGAAAAAGAUCUUGAAAAAAAAAUAGAAAUUCCUGUGGAAAUUAAAUCUAUAAUGGAAGAAGUUGAAAAUAAAACAACUCUGUCUGAAGAAAAAGUUGUAGAAUCUGAAAAAUCAUUCAAAGAAGUUCUUGUUAAAAUUGAUUAUUCUAAAGCCCAAGAAGAAAUUAAAGUUGAAGAAAAGGUACUGGAGAAACAAGAAACAAUUGUAGAUAAAGAUUCUAAAUCUAAAAUGGAAAACAUUGAAGAUAAAACAAUUCUUGAAGAAAGAAUUGUAGAAUCUGAGAAAUCAAUAGAAGUUCCUGUUAAGGUUAAAGAUUCUAAGAAGAUAGAAGAAGAAGUUCCUGUCGAAAUUAAAGAUUCUAAGUCAAAAACAAAAGAUAUAAACCCAUAUUAUUUCACAGACUUAGUCAAACCUUAUUGGUUCAAUUAUCGUCCUUACAUUAAGGCAGAAAUUGAUUUCUAUAGACAUUUCAAAAUAGUAAAAGUAUUAGAAGAAAAUAUACCUGCUCCUGUGUUACCAAGAUCAGAUAGUAUUGAAAGAAUUGUUCAGGAGUCAAUCAUGAAAAAGCCUAAAGAAGAAGAAAAGAAAAUGGAAAGUGUAGAGCAAUCUGAGACUGAAUGCACAAAUGCAUCUCAGGAAAUAAUUAAGGAAAAAUCUAAGGAAAUAGAAAAGGAAGCAAAAGAUACAAAGGAAUCUGAAACAGAAUACAAAAAGCAUGCACUUCAGGAAUCAAUUGAGGAAAAAUCUAAAAAAAUAGAAAAGAAAACAGAAGAUACAGACGAAUCUGAAGCAGAAUACCGAAAGUGUGCACUUAUGAGAGAAGCCCUUAAAUAUCCUAUUAGUACAUUUUAUAAAUUAGAAUCUGAAUGGGUGAAAUCUAAGCUGAUUCAAGAAAAAGAGGUCACACUUAACAAGGAAAAAGAAAAAUUACCAAUAGAAUUAAAAGAAUUAGAAGAGGUCAUACCCAUUUCUGUGGAAGAGUCUAAAUUGACAGAUAUUGAAGUAAAAUCACCAAUAAAGUUAGAAGAAUUAGAAAUCAAAAAUGAAGAAGUCACACUCUCUCCUGGAGAGGAAUCUAAAUCAGUAGAUGUUGAAAUUAAUAAAGAAAUUAUCGAAAUUUAUGAAGAAGAAAAGCCAGCAGUAAAAUUAGAAGAAGAUAAAAAGAUAAUUAAUAUUGAGAAAGAUACUAUGAAAGUUAUCGAAGAAGUUACCACAGAAAUUAAAUCUACAGAUAGAAUUUUGGAUCAAACAGCAGCUCUUAUUGAAGACUUGACUAAAGAACUCGAUAUGAUAAAGAAAGAAGAAGAGCAAAAUAAAAUUGUAACAAUUGUAGAAGAAAGAAAGAAAGAAUCUGAAGCUGAGAAAAAAGAGCAAGUAUCCGAGAAAAAGUCAAAAACGGAGAAAUCAAAGAAAGAAAAGCAAUCAAAAGGUGAGAAAUCGAAGGAUAAGAAAAAGGAGAUUUCAAUUAAAGAACAAGAAGUAAUUGAGAAAAAAGAUACUGUUGAAACAGAAAUGGCACAAAUUAUAGAACAACUUACAGAGAUUAAAAAAGAAGAAAUUAAAGAGGCUCCAUUAUCGAUCAAAGAACUUGGAAUACUUGAGGAGAAAGAUACUACUGAAACACCAGAAUUGUCACAACUUAAUACAGAGAUUAAGAAAAAAGAAAUUGAGGAGAUUUCAUUAUUACCCAAAGAAUCUGAAGUAAUUGAGGAAAAAGAUAUUAAUACUAUCGAAACUUCAGAAUUAACAAGAACGAUGGAAGAACUUAUUACUGCGAUAAAGGAAAUUUCAACAGAUGAAAUUAUUGAUCAAAAAGAAGAGAAAGAGAUGGAAAAAAAUAUUACAACGGAAGAAUUAUUAAUCACAUCACAGUCAAAAAUGGAAGAAGAAGUAAAAUCUCUGAUGGAUUCUCCAAAAGUAGAAAAAGUAGGAAAAGAAACGAAAUCGGAAAAAAGCAAAAAGAAACAGAAGAAACAAAACGAAAAGAAAGAAGAAACUCCAGUUUUAGAGAAUCCAAUUGUGACUGAACAAGAAAAUAUAGACAAGAAAGUUGUUGAGAAAUCUGUUUCUGAAAAGAAAAAGACUCCUAAAGAAUCUAAGAAAAAAGAAAUUAAAGAAGCAUCGAAAGAAGAAAAAAUUAUUACAGAAGAACCUGUAAAUUCAUUAGAAAAAGAUAUUAAUGUCAUAACUGAAAUAACAGAAACCGAAAAAUUAGUCAAUGGUAAAACAAUAGAGAUAAUAGAUUUAGAUGUAAUUCAAUCUUCAACUAAAGAAGAGAAAACUAAACUUGUAGAGAAAUCUAAAAAAGAAGAAACAAAAACAAAAUCUGGAAAACAGAAACAAUUCAAAGAGAAAUCUGAUAUUAAACCUAAAUCUACCCCAGAUAAAGAACCAAAGAAACAAGAUAAACAGGAAAAUAGUUCUCCAGAUUCGAAAAAGAGACGUGAUGGAAAAUCUAAGAAAACAAACGAAAUCCCAACAUCAGUGCCUCAAGAAAUUAUGAUUGAAAUUUCUCCAGAAGAGUUUAAAAAGGAAGAGAGUCAAAUAGAAAUAAAACAAGCAUCACAAGAAGAAAUUCAGCCAUCAGUAUGCACCAAAUCAUGGGCAUCAAUUGUUAGCAUGAAAGGAAAUACAGAAACAACCAAUAUUUCUACAGAUAUUUCGAAGGUAAUAUCUGAAGAAUCAAUAUCUGAAACUCCAAAAUUAGAAAAAAUAGAAAAAGUGGAAGAAAUUGUAUCUGAAGAACCGCAGAGUUCACCAGCACAUCAGAAACGGAUGAAACAUCAAAAGAAAAAAGAUGCAAAACAAGAGAAGAAUGUUAGUGAGAUAAAAACUUUUUCUGUCAAUAUUGAAAAUGAAGGAGAAAAAGAGAUAAUUAUUGAAAAAUCACAAGAAUUGAUCACAAAAGACUUGAACAAAUCUUACGCUCAAGUGGCUGCUUCCAACAAAAGGACUUCUCCACAAUUUAAUCAAGAAGAUGUAAUAAUUGCUAAACCAACUCCUAUUAUGCUUAAUCAAAGCAUUGAGAAAAAAGAAAUUGCACAGGAAGAAGCACUAAUAAUCACAGAAAUUGAAAACGUCAAAGAAGAAACGAUUAAAUCUGAGGAAGAGAUAACAAUGGAUAAAAAGUUUGAUGAAUUAGUUGAAAGAGAUGUCUUUAAAACGGAAUCAACUUCAUGGGUGGAAGAAAUCGAGAAAGAAGCAUUAGAAGAAGAAAUUGAUUUUAAAUCUUCUAUUCAGGAUAUUGUUGAAUCCCCGCAGAAAACGAAAGAUUCGUGGGCUGCUAUAGUUGGAAAAUAUGUUGAACCGAAAAUUUCAUCACCCACAGUGAAGAAAGAACAAACUAUCGAGCAAAAUUCGUAUCCUCAGGUACAAAUUCACGUGGAACAAGCUCCAGAACCAGUACCCAUUGAAGAAAUAGUUCAAGUAGACGAACAAGGUUUCAUAGAAUUUGUAAAUCGAAAAGAAUUGCGAUCUAGACGAUCCAGAUCACGAUCUAGGAGUGCCAGACGAGAUGAUGCAAAGCAAUCGAGCGAUAAACCUAUAAUUCCUGAAGAAAUUUUAGCAAUAGAACAGAAAGAGGAAAAUGCAGAGAAUAUUGAAGAGCAAAAGAAAAAGGAGGCGAAUAAAGGAAAAGAAGAAAAAUCUAAGAAAGAUAAACGUAAGGCAAAAUCGAAUAGUGCAGAUCGUAAUCAAAUAACAAAAGAGGAACAAGAAAAAGAGAAAAGUAAGACAAAGACGAGUGAAAUUGAGAAAGAAACGAUAGAAGAAUCAAUUGAGCAAGAUAUAGAGAAAACCAACCAAUCAAAAAAGAAAAGUAAAGGCAAAUCGAAAAUAAAAGAAGCUGAAAAAGAAAAAAGUAAGGAAGAAAUUGCUGUUGAAAAAAUUGAGAAAAAGCCUGAAGAAAAGAUAGACAUAAAGGAAAAAAAGGAAGAAUUGCAGACUAUUGAAGUUCUAGAGGCAGAUAAAAUAAUGGAAGUAAAUGGAACACAAGAUAAGAUUGCAGAAAAAUCGAAAGUAGAAACAAAAGAACAAUCCAGUAAGAAGAAUAAAAAAUCUAAAAAAGGAAAAUCUGAUAAGGACCAACCGAAACACGAAUUUAAAGAUAAGGAACAAGAUAAGCAAAUAGAUAAUGCUCAGACAACAGAAGUAGAACUAAAAUUAAAAGAAAAAAUUACGAAAGAAUCAGAAAUUAAAGAUCAAGAAGAAGCAAAAGAAAAUAUAGUAUCUGAAAUUGAAUCUAAAGAAAUUCAAGAAAAAUCAAACGAAAAUAUGAUAUUUGAAAAUGAAAGUGAACUUCAAGAAAUAAAAUCUGACAAACCAAUGCAAUCAGAAAAACGUAAAAAGAAAUCUAAAGAAAGAAAAGCAGAAAUAGCACCAAAACAAGUCACUGAAACACUUAUUGAAGAAAACAAAGUCUUAGAAUCUGAAAUACAAAAAGAAAUAUUAAAAGAACAAUCAGAGGAAAAAGAUGUUCAAGAUAUAAAAGCAACUACUGAGUUUGUUCAAGAAACAAUAUAUGAAAAACCAACUUCUUCUGGAAAACGUAAAGGAAAAUCAAAAGAAAAGAAAAAAGCAAUUACCACAGAAACAUCAAUUAAAGAAAAGGAAUCUAGAUCUGAAAUCAAAGAAAUAUUAAAAAAGGAAUCAGAUAUUGAGGAAAUUAAAGAAAUUGAAGAAGAAUUAAAAACAAUUAUGAAAUCUGAAGAUGAAUAUAAGUCUGAGAUUGCUCAAGAAACAAAAUCUAAAAAAUCAGAACUUUCAGAAAAAAAUAAGGAAAAAUCUAUGGAAGAGGAAGUCACUAAGAUAUCAAUUGAAAAAAAGAAAUUACCUGAACUUAAAACUAAAGAAAUUGGAGCAGAAAUUCCACUAGAACAAAUUACUGAAACAUCAAUUGAAAAGAAUAAAAUAUCAGAAAAAGAAAUAGAAAUUGAAGAAGACAAAGAAGUUCAAAAAGAAACAUCUAUAAAGUAUGAAAUUGAAAACAAACCUGAAAUUGUUCAAGAAACAAAAUUUGAAAAAUCUCCAAAAAAGCGUAAAGGAAAAUCUAAGGAAACAAAAGUAGAAACUGUAUCAGAACAAAUCACUAAGAUAUCAAUUGACGAAAAAAAAUUAUCUGAAUUUGAAACUAAAGAAGAAAUAUCGAGUCAAAUAAUAAAAGAAGAAGAAGUAAUUAAAAAGAAAAGAGACGAUACUGAUCACACUAAACAGGAUAUUACUAUAGAGAAUGAGAUAGAAACAAUUACGAUAACAUCUGAGAAGCUGAAAGAAAAGGAAAACUCUGUAAAAGAAUCAAUAGAAUUACCACAAACAAUCGCUAGAGAAAUUUCAGAUAGUAAAAUAGAAACAAUAAAAGAGAAAGAGGAAACAAAAAUUGAACAAGCAACAGAAAUAGAAGACAAAUCUAAAAUUUCGAAAAAAGAAAAACGGAAACAAAAGAGAAAAGAAAAAUCAGCUACAAGAGCAACUAGCCAAGAAAAAUUGAAGAACGAAAAAUCAGAAGCGAUUUCACAAGAGCAGAAAGAAGAAAUAAAUAUGGCAUCUGAAACGUCAGAUGAAUUAAAGGCAGAAGAAAUAUCUACAGAAAUUAUUUCAACUAAUGAAAACAAAGAGAAAAAAGAUACUAAUGAAAUAUCUAAAGAAAUUGAAAAAUUAAUUCUUUCUGAAGUGAUUCCUGAUGAGAUAAAGCUUGUACCAGAAACUAUGCCUAUAUCAGUAUCCAAAGAAGAAAUAAAAAUAAUUAAAGAGAAAAUAGAAUUAUCAAAGUCAAUUGAAGAACAAGAAAUAAUUUCUGAUGAAAUAAAGCUUGUUCCCGAAACUUUACCUAUAUCAAUAUCCAAAGAGGAAAUAAAAUCUAUUCAGGAGAUAGCAGAAUUGCAAAAACCAACUGAAGAAAAAGAAGUAGUUUCUGAUAAAAUCAAACUAGAAACUAUCUCUGUAUCAAUAUCUGAAGAUAUGCAGUCUAUUAAAGAGAAAACAGAAUUUCCAAAACCAAAAGAAAAUGAAAUUUCUGAUGAAAUAAAACUUGUUCCAGAAUCUUUAUCUAUAUCAAUAUCCAAAGAGGAAAUACAAUCUAUGAAGGAAAUAAUAGAGGUACCAAAACCAAUUGAAGAAAAAGAAGAAAUUGUAAAUAAAACAAAAGACGUUGCUGAAGAAAAAGGAGAAAUAAUUGAACCAGUGAUAGAUAAAGACAAAAAACAGGAAGAUUCGUCAUCUAAAAAAUCUAAACGCAAGAAUAAACAAGCAAAAAAAGGUAAACACGAAGAAGCAGAGACGGAAAUAAAAUCUACAGAUGAAGAUCUAUCAUCAAAGGUUGAAAAAAAUAUUGAAAUAUUAAGCACAGGUUCUUCUAUUCCCACUCCAGAUACUCCAAAAGAAAUCCUUCAAAUUGAAGAGAAGAUAUUGAACGUGACGAUACCUGAACAGACAAUAGAAGUUAAUGAUAUAUUAACAAUUGAUGAGAUUAAAAAAGAUGAAAAAGAAAUUAAAAACACAAUAGAGCAGGAAAUUGUUUUUGAAGAAGAAAAGACACUUUCUAAAACUCAAGAAGAAAUUGAAGAAAUUAAUGUACAGAAAAUUGAAGAAAUAUCAUCGACCUCUCCUAUAAAAAAGAAAAUUACAAAAGAAGAAAAAUCUAAAACAAAAGAAACAAAAGACGAAGGAUAUGAAAAUAAAUCUAAAAAUGAUGAUAAAGAAAUUCAUGAAAUAAAAUCAUUAACUACCGAAGAAAAGAUAGUAGAUAAGAUUUCUGAAGUUAUAGAAGAUACAAUCAUUCCACUUGAAAUGGAAAAACCAACGGAAACCAUUGAAUCAACUGAAAUAACGAUAAAUGGUACAUUGAAAAAAGAAACUGACGAGAUCGAAAAAGAAAUAAUUAAAAUAGAAGCAAUCGAAGAGGUACAUCCAGAAAUUGUGAAAGAAAAUAUAAUCCAAGAAAUCGACAAAGUCCCAGAACAAUUUAUACCGAUCGAAAAGCUGUUAGACGAGAUCGAGUCACCCAUAAUAAUAGAUUCGAUUGAAUCUCAAUUAGAAACCGAGGAAGAAUUCGAGAAAUGUAUAUCGAGCGAACCAGAAAUAGAGACGGUUGACAUAGUGAUCGAACCAGCAAAACCAAAAGUACAAUUUUACAUAGCCGAUGAGAUUCUAGUUCUAAGUCCCGAGAAAAAGAAACCUGUCCAGACUCCUCUAAUCUUAAAGACCCUGUCAGAACUCAGUAGGUCCAAGUUCCUCUCCCUCGAUAGCGGUUUCUGGCCGGACAAACAUCCCUAUCACGAGGCUGAACGCUAUCUAUUCGAAAACUUGGCUAAUUAUCCAAAAGAAAAUACUUCAGGCGAUAUUAAACGCGAUUCUAACGAUCCGGAUGAUUUUAACGGGGGGGAUCAGAAUGAUGGUAAUUUGAAUAAUCGCGGUGGAAACGGUGGUCCCAUGAAUUCUUUCUUCUUGGGUGGACCUCAUACCGAGCGUUUGAUAGCCGAUCUUCCAGGUGGUAUAGGUAGCUGGAGCGAUUACAGUACUUACUUGUCGAGCGAGAAUGAACAGAGAACGGAGAAUCAGACCACGGAGCUGGUCCAGGAAAAGAUCGAGAAUCCAACGUUAGAUCUAACCCUUCCCUCAGACGAGGUAGUUUCCGAAUUAUCCUCCGUCCACCUCGAGGAUGACCAGUCUAUUUCCAAAUUCGACGAAUUGUCACUCGAGUCUGUUCCUACGACAUCGGAAAAUUCUGAGGAGAUCAAGUUACAAUCAUUGUCCGCUGUCGAAGUGUCUCCACUCGAUGAACAACCCUCCAAGUUAGAUCACGAGUUUUUUACCGCGGUUGAACGACUAGAAUCCUGUUUCGAUCCAUCGUGCGAAUUGUUCCCAGUACCAAAUAUCCCUGACCAUGGUCCAGAUCCCAAGGAAAAUUUAGGUAUUGAAAGAGGAUCGAUGCAGCGGCACACUCCAAUCGUGGAGGCGAUGGAGAGAGAGAUGGGGGUGGCUGAGGAUGAGGCUGAAAAGAGGAUACGAGGGAUCAAGGACAUCAUACAGGAACGCCUAAUGGUUUUACAAUUGAGUCUUUCGAACUUAAAAGGAACUUAUUUACCACGAGAUAACAUAGACACUAUGCUCUCUGCACUCACGAAUUUGAUAACGGAGCUUCAAAGUUAUAAUCAAGAGACGCAUCACUUGGAAGAGGAAUUGCAUAAAAUACCAGCCGAUUUAGAGGCUCAAAAGCUUCUAUCCAAUCUAGAAGAAAUUCAAAGUAAAAUUACAACCCUGUUGACGCAAGCGGAACAAGGGCGUGCCACCCUUGAGGGUGCACGUGGACGUCAAGAGCAACGUGGCCAUGAUAUUCAUGCGUAUAAAAAAUUCUUGGAUGAAACGGAUAGUUGGUUGAAGAAUAUCGUGGCUAGUAUGAAACAGGAAUCACCGAUUGCUACGAACAAGGCUUUACAGGAUGAGUUGAGCAGUCACGCGCAGCGGGUAUCGGAGCUUGAAUCUUUGCCAGAGAUCAGCACAUUGGCAAAAGUCAUGAAGAAUGCGCUGUUGGAGAUGAUGUCGCGUCUGCAGCAAAGGCAGCAGGAGGUUCGCGACGAAGAAGCGCGAGCUGAUGAAACAUCAGACCGAGACGAUGCUACCCUCGAUCAAGCACCCUCGAUUCAUUCUUCCCUCGAAAGUAAUAUGCCAUCUCUAGCUGAUGUUUCCUUGCAGACAGGACAGAGUUUGUUAGCCAACGAGAUCGCCGUCGAGAAACCGCAACAACUCACCAAACAAACCUCCACCAAUCAAAUUCCAAUCGCGACAGAAUGUCACUCGUUGACCACCCAAACCGUCGACACGGUACACCCUGCUAUGGAGAGCAUCCAAACCCAAGAAACAAUAAAGAUUCUAAAAACCACGGAGGGUGAUCACGACGUUAUCGAGAUAGCCACGAAGAACGUGCCAACUUCCGCUCAGGAAAUAGUUCAAGAUCGUCCCGAACAAAUAACGGAAGAUAUCGUUGUUGACAUGAAAUAUCAAGAUCCCACGAACACUGACAACACCACCAGUGAGUUAAACAUCGUCCACGCUGCUCCGCAAUCAUUCGAGACCGUUUUAGUCGAACCUGACGACGUGAUUACCGAAGUGGUGGUAGACGAAGAUGGUUCCAAGAGAAUAAUAGUAAGGAAAUUGAGGCGAACCACGAUGACCAGCAGACAAACAACUCAACAGCAUCUGUCUUCGACGUCUACCGCCAUUGGCGACGCCCCAUCCGUGGUGCAGGCUUUCUCAGAGGCUACCAUGAAAGAUCAGCAGGUCACUAUAACUACCACGAAGCCGGAUGGUACGAUAGAGACUGUUACGAAACAGAUCCAUGGGGGAAGAGUGGCCACAGGUACACCAUUCAAAGACGUGAACGUGGAUGAAUACGAGUCAUCUCCGCAAUAUACGCACACGGUGACUCAAGGCCGCAUUCGAGACAUCAGUCCUCAACCAUUCGAAGAGGGGAUUUUAAUGGAGGAUGGAGAAUAUCGGGCAAAAACGUCCAGCGUGCACGCUGUGGUGCAACAAGUGACUAGAAGAGUGGUUAGGAAGACUAGAAGAAUUAUCAGAAAGGUUACCAUCAUCGAUGGUAAGGAAACUACCACCGAGGAGAUAAUAGAGGAGCCCGAGGAAGUGGAGAUCGAUGAAAAGAAUAUUCCACAUAUAAGUAUUAAUGUGAUUAAGCAAGAGGAGCAGAGGAAUCUUGGUAAAGAUGAAGGAAUUGAAGAGAAGACCCCAGAUCGCGUUGAGGAUGAGAAAGAAGAUAAAGAGGACGGAGAUUCGAAAGUGGAGAAAGUAAUUACCGAUGAUAUACCUAUGCAAGGACCAUUCUUUGGUGCAUUUGCUAAAGAUAUGCAUCCAAGCACGACUUACUUAGUAACAGAGAGAGAAGAGCCAGACAAGAAAGACAUUCUUGCAAUAGAAAAGAAGGAGGAAAAAAUUGAUAUAAAUGUUCGAUCAGAGAAGGGUCUGGAAAAUCCACUCGAAUUUUCAGACGUUCAAGAAUCUUUACAAGAUCUAGAAGAAUCUUUAUUACGGAGUGGAAGAAACGACGAGUCGUUAAAAGCGAUCGAAAAGAAAGUUGAGCCAGCUGAUAAAUACGAGCACGAGCACUUUUUGGUCGAGGUAAAUGGCAAAAAGUUCCUUCAAUCGACCAGCCAGGCGUUUAUCGAUGCUGAAGUGUCGGCUACUUUGCAGAGCCCGUGUCAAGAGAUCAAGAUACGGGAGUCGGAAGUACAGGAAGAAUUAGCCAAAUCUUCGAUCGAAUCUGUCGUGUCAGAGGACUUGACGAGCGUGACUAAAGGGACUUGUAAGUUUAUCGAUGCACCAGUAAGCAGAGAAACACCCCGUAUCGAGGUAGAAGAUCGCACGGUAGAUGUAGAAAAGCACCAUGACACUAGAGGCACCGUAGAUGUACCUGUCCUAGAAGAAAAAUCUUCGAUAGAAAGAUGGAUGAAAGAGAAAUCGGAAUCGUUAACAAAAUUAUCUUCGACAGAGGUGCAAAAGAGAGUUCACGUUUCAGAAGAACGACCAGUUCAGUUCGAAGAGAUAGUUCCUUCGACACCAAUCGAGAGGAAAAGGCACGUGGAAUUGGAGGCAUUACCGAUUGACGUGAAGCAGCAGAUAGUGAAGAAUUCUUUCGUUCCAGAGAUCGAUUAUUCGAUCGAUGAUUACAUGGACGAGGCAUUGAAACCGGAAUACAAACCCAUCUUUCACAAAGUAGAGAUAUCUCUGGCUGUAAAGAGGGAAGGUGAAGAGAUGCAACCUACUGUAUCUGUGAGGAGUCAGUCUGAACCGGAAGCGGCUCCUUAUCGCUUAGUGAAGGAAGACGUCGACAUCAGACUUCCGGCAGACAAAGAGAGCAUCUCGGUGAUUCACGACAAAAUUGUUCAAACAUCUCCACCAACGGUCGAAGCUAAAGUUAUCGGUUUAGAUAAGUCUGUCGGUGGUUCGGAGAAAGAAAUCGUCAAAUCUGUCGUUACGUCUGAGAAAGAGGAGAUUGACAAAUCGAUCAUCGCUUCAGAGAAAGAAAUCGUCACGUCUGAAAAAGAGGAAACUGACAAAUCGAUCAUCACCUCGGAAAAAGAGGAAAUCUCUGAUCAUGUCGUCACGUCGGAGAAAGAGGACGAAUGUCUGACAGAGCCUACGGUGGAACCAGAAGCAGAGGCAAUUACACGAUCGGAGAAGAAGAUGGAAAAACGGAUUGAAUCGCCGAUGCUGUCCACGGAAACGAAAUCGAGCGUUUCUUUAAUGUCCAACAUCGGAGACUCGAUGGAAAUCGAUGUGCCGUUGUCCGAUUCAUCGAGGCACGCGAGCGAGGCACCGCAACCCGACAUCGCGAAAAUGUUUGAAUCCAGAGAAGUAGAGUUGUAUUUGAAAGAAGAAACAUCGGAAGGGGAAGACGGUUACGAGGCGGAUAGAACGAUCGUGACGACUACGCCGGAUGACGAAACUGUGACGAAAACGAAGAGGAGGAGGAAGAAGAAGCAGAGGGUGCGAAGUAACAAGGACGAAGAGCAAACUGAAUUCCCUAAGACAACCACCGAUGAUGGAGAAUUCACGGACGAUGAGACGCUGGCAGAGAGCGAGGAUGCGAAAGCUACGAAGAAGAAAAAGAAGAAAAAGAAACGGGAAGAGAUUGACUUCGGUAAAGAAAAACUCGUUCCGACCAUGAUCGUGGCGGAUACUCAAACUGUUCCUCGAGAAUUCAGCGUCUCCAUUGCUACGUCCCCGAAACAGGAGAAGGUAUCGGAGAUUUAUAUUCAAACGUCGCCCCAUUUAUUGGAAGACGUUAAGUUGAAAAUCGAAGAGAUUCACGAAGAGGUGCAAACUUCUCCCCAAAUUUCGCUAGAAGAGAAACCUGAAACGCCCAAAGUGAAAGAAGUUCAUGCGGAGAUGCAAACUUCUCCAUUGCCUGCUUCGGAUUUCGGCAUGCAAACUGUACCGGAAGAGAAAGAAUCGGAAGCUGAGAAACCGAUUAUACAACACUCGGAAAUGCAAACAUCUCCAUUACCAGCUUCAGACUUUAGUGGUCAGACUGUGGAGGAAGAGGCGCCCAAAAUAGAGGAAAUAAGCACUCAGACCAUGGAAUCGCCUAUCAAGGAAAUGGAAGAAUAUGCUGUUCAAACGAGUCCAAUCGAAGAUAUCGAGCCAGAAGUUGUUCCGAUCGAAACUGAGGAAAUUCAAGUUCAAACUGUGGCCACGGAAGUAGCUUCUAUCGAAGCACAAACAUCACCCACCGCGCCAUCUAUGGAAAUUGAGACGCAGACCGCGGAAAAAGUCGUGGUCGCCGUUGAACAACAAACCACUCCACCUCCACCUCCAGAAGAAAAGAUUCUAACUGGAAUAGCUGUUCAAACGGUAACUCCUGAAGUACCCAAGACCACAGAAACGGAAGCACAAACUAGCAAACCGACCACUCCGGAAAUAACUACGUUGGACUUCAAUGUGCAGGCAGAUCUAAUAGAACAGCCCGUUGUCGACGUAGUGGAAACUCAAACGACACCGGAGGAGAGUCCACGACAAACGGAAACUCACGAAACUGAGUCACAGACGAUUCAGCCUGAGUCAACUCAAGAAAUCAUGAUUCAAACUUGUCCAGUUACUUUCGCUCCGGAGAAGGUCGAGGUUUGCGAGUUAUCUUCUCAGACUAGCAUGGAAGAGAUCAAGGAAUCGAUAGACGAACAAUCUCAGACCAUAACCCCGGAGAAGGUAGAAACGUUGGAUAGUUCGGUACAAAUAAAGAUAAGCGAAUUAAUAGAGCAGAUAGAAGAAAGUGUGCAGAUCAUUCCUGAAACACGGGAGGAGAGUGAGCAAACGAGUAUCGAAGAGAAGAAACCGUUGCUGGUGACAUCUUCUCAACAAACAAAUGAAGAAGCAUCGCAAGUUGUCGAAAAAGAAUUUGUAGCGGAGGAUGAGGAAGGCAACUUGGUCGAGGCCGUGAUAGACGAGGUUGAUGCGUCAAUAGAGGAGAUAAAGGCACCUCUGAUACUUACAGAAAUUCCAGUAGCACCUGAUGUACAAGUACAAGAAACUAAGGAGUACAUGGAUACGAAAACUGAGGAAAUAACAGAACCGGUGUCUGUUAUUGAGGAGCCUUUAAAAGUAGAGGAGUCAAGGAAUGAGAGCUCACAGGGUAUCUCCGAUAUAACGGAGUCUAAGUCGGAAAGCGAAGAGACGAUGGCGCCUUCGUUGGAGGAGACGGAGACAACGGAUGCUGGAUUUGAGAUUCGUUUGCGGGCAACCAUAGAAUUGUGCCCCGACGAGACUACUACGGAUACCACUAGUAAAUUAACCGAUAAUUCGCGAGACACGACUAUUACCGAAGAUCUAAAUAUCACGGGAAAAGUGGAGGACAGUAGCGUGGUGAAGAGACAGAAACGUAAGAGGAGACACAAAACUAUUGAAAUUUCGGCGACGAGUGAAAAGGAUCUGGAAUCCAUAUUCGGACAGCCUGUAGAAUCGAAAGAUGUUUCUCUGAAAUUGUCUUAUUCCGACGUUGCUAAGAAAAAUGUGGGCAAAGAGAAGUCGCCUCCUAGAGAAGAUGUUGAAAAAGAUUUUGAAAAGGAUGAAUCUAUCCGGAAAGAAUCUCCAGAAUUUGUAGAGAGUGUUAAAGAAAGUGAAGAAAAAAUAGAAACAGAUGCGCUGGAGCCAAUAGCCGUUAAAGAGAUUCAGGAUGUGUGGACUUUGGGUAAAGAAAAGAUAGUCUCGCCUAUGGAAGCAGAAAUACAACAGAUGCCAGUAAUUACGCACACGCCUUCUCCUGAACCGAUGGACACGACGGAGGAACCAUUUUCUCCUGUGGAAUCAAUUCACCAAGAGGACGAUCGACCAAGGAUUAAAACCUAUGCGGAUAUUAUCAACGAAUCAUCGAAGAAAUCGGAAAAAGAUCAACCUUCAACGUGGGAAUUAUCUCAGCACGUUGUCCCGCAAAAAGAAGCGAGUUCGAAGGCUUUCUUGAUAGCUGAGAGUACAGAAUACGAGCCCCAACAUCAGAUCACGCAAAGCAGUCAAACGACCAAAGCGAUUUCUGAUCGAAUGCAAAGUUUUCGAAAUGCCAAACAAUCUAGUCAUCUUGGAAAUAUCCUUCAUAUCGCUCAUCUGGACAAAGUGGCGAAUGAAAAGUUGGCCGAGGAGCGCGCAGCUGACAUAAGGAAAGAACUGUCUCACCUGAGGGACGCUGCCCAAGAGAAAGACGCGAUCACCGUGGAGGAGACUCUCGUUGUCAUCGUGGACACGAUUUCCACUUGGUUGGAGACGAUCGAGUACAGAAUCUUCUUGAGCAAAGAGUGUCCUACGGGUCCCUCUCACGAUGAUCAGACUUACGUCGAACUGAGGGACGAAGUGGAGAACGUGGAGGAGAAUAUUCAAGAGCUGAACAACGUUUGGAAAUUAGUUGAGAUGAAUUAUCCGAGAGAAGAUCGUAAUAAUUUGCAGGAAUGUCUCGAUACCCUCAUGCACCAGGUUAAAAUGAUAGAGGACGCGACCGACGAUGGGGAGAAAUAUCUUACGAACGAGCUUGCUAGAUGGGAUGAAUUCGUAAACGGAGUGUACAACAUGUACAGAUUAAUCGAGGAACAACGAAAACAUCUGAACGACGUGAUCGAGCUCGAGACAUCCACGAAAUGGAAGCUCGAAGAGCUGGAUAAAUUGGAGAAUAUGAAUCAAUGUCACAUGUGGAAAACAGCAUCGUUGCUCACCGUAUCUCACGAAUUGUUGCGGGAUUAUCCUGGAAAGCACAUUCCUGAAGAGACUUACGCGGCUCACGAGAUGACUAAGAUAAUCGAGCAUGGGAUAUGCAUCGAACGUGAACGACUUCUUCAGCUGCUCGCGUUGGCCGAAGAAUACGAACAAACUUUGCGAGAAUUCGCACAGAUCACCGAGAUCGCGGAGAACUUAUUAGAGAGCCCUAUCUCGGUGAUGAGUUUGGAACAUUUGCAGGAGGAGAUGCAGAAACACAGAAAAUUCUUCGUGAAUUUGAAUCAUUGUCGAGGAAUCUUGGAAUCGUUGGAAGGGAAUCUUGAUCCGGAAACGAGGACCAAAUACUCGGAUCUUCACGAGGAGCUGCACAGUAGGGCUAUAUCGUUGUUGGAUCAGGCCGCGUCUAGAGCUCAGCAAAUGGCUCUUGCAGCGUCCAGAUGGAUUCUUUUGGAACAGGGGGUGAAGGAGGAGAGAGGAUGGCUACAAGUUGCUCAUCAACGAGUACCUGAUCUUCAAACAGUCACGUCAUCCGAUUACGAUCAAUAUAUCUCAUUGUAUCAGUCUCUGGCAACGGACGUUGCAACGCAUCACGCAAGACUCAUUCAGCUUUUGAACGUAGCGCGAAGUCUAGAAGAACUGGUGAAUAUCGAGGAUCCCGAGGAUCGUUACGGAGAGGCUUUAGACGUAAUCGUAAAACUUCAAGAUAAUGUGGAAUCGUCGUUGAGGAAAUUGCUGUCGUUCAAAGAGAGUUGGGUUAAUCAAGAAAUGUUGAUGAAUCGAUUGGAGAAUUGGAUGACAUCGGUGGAGAAGGAAUUGAAUAAUCUGCGCGAUCCUUCGGGGGGUCACAUACGUCAAUUCUGGGAAUUGAAAGCGCAAUACGAGGUCCACAACAACAUUCGAGAGGAGGCCAACAACAGUUUCGAGCAAGCCCUGAGAAUAAUUCCCUUGUCGGAUGAAAUGUUGCAAAGACAGUUCCAUUGCGAGCUCCAAGAUCGGUGGAACGACGUGACCCAACAGAUCAACACCAUCCAAGAACAAGUGACUCGAAACAUCUCUUCCGAGGAGAUAUCGUCCAACGAGAAAUUAAAAUUACUCGAGAGAGAAUUGAACGAGUUACGGGUAACGAUCGAUGGAUUCCACGGUGUUUUGAAGACCGAGGAGGAGCUGGAUCUUUACAUCGAACGGUUGACAGUCUUGUUCGACAGGAUCUGUUUGAUCCAGGACGAAUUAGGUCGCUUAGGUUUGCUUCCUGUGGCGGAAAGCGAGAAGGUCGGCGUGUUGCUGUCCUCGGCUCGCCGAAUAGAGAGUCAAAUCAGCGAGGAAUUAGAUGCAGCGCAGUUGCUUAGGGAAAGGCUUCAGUCAAUUCAGCGCGGCCUCAGCCGUAUUAGAAAAAUCCAUCAACGGCAAUCAUCUAUAUUGGAUCAAUGCGAGGGAAGCGAACGACAGGGAAGUGACGUGGUCGCAGCCGCCGUGGAUCGAUGUCAAACGGUAGCUGACGAGCUUGCGGUCUUGUGGCAGGAUAUUAUGGGCCUCAGACAAUUAUUGCACACCCUGCCCACGGUGAUGAGAGUCUCGGUUUCUCCGGUCAGCGUGGAGCGAGACAUUUCGAAUCUUCAAGAUGCCCACACCGAUCUGGAAUCCAGAUGCUCGAGAUUGUUGGCGUUAUUGAAGAACAGACUUGCUCUGUGGAGGAGAUUCGAGAAACAGCUGGAAAUGGUGCAGCAAUCGGUUCAGGAGGCUGAUUACAUGAUGGAGUUGUUGACCGUGCAAGGAUCUGUCGAUUACGACAGGCUGCUGAAAGCUACCGAAAGGCUAGAGGGUCUCAGCGGUGAUUUGGGUGCGCGAGAAGUUCUCAUUGGCGAAUUGCGAGAAGCUGCCGAACCUCUGCGGGAGGGUUGCGCUGCAGAGGUCCGCGAGAAGGUCGAAGCGGCGGUAAAUGAGGCCGUACAGGCCUGGGAGGAUACCAGGGCCGAAUUAGAUGCCCUUUGCACCAAGUAUCAGCACGCGUGCAGAUUGUGGCAACAGUACAAAGACUCGAGUGCUGCGGUUAAGGCCUGGGUGGACACGCAAAUGGACAGCGUCGCCAAUCUCCCACCUGAAGAGGCCGUCAAACACAUCAAGGUUUGCGAGGAGACGAUGGCGGAGCACAAGGAAAGAUUGGCGGAGCUUCAAGGCCUGGUGGCACAGAUCGCGUCGGACGUCGGGUUGGACGCGAGUGGACCGUUGCACUGCGAAGUGGAGGCGCUUGGACAACGUCUCGAGGAUAUCCGUGAAACGUUAUCGUGCCUCGCGGAUGCGGCGCACGCCCGCGCCCUCAACCAGGAGCUCGCACGUGGUGAUUUAUGUCAGACGAAAAGUUUCCUGGAUUCGGUCCAACAGAGCCUCACCGCGGUGGGUCAAGGCGAAUCGAAGGAGCAACUGGAGCUCCUCCGCAACCAUCUUCUUGCGCUCACGUGCACGGAACCGCAGCUACAAUCGAUCAAGGAACGCAGCUUGGAAGUAACGACGCAAGAACCGUCGGUUGUCGAGGUGUUGAAACUGUGGCAGAAGGUGUUCAGAGAAACCUUCCAACAGUAUCACCGGUUGUCGGCUCUUCUAGUCAAAACGCAGGAUGGCGCCACUGCCUUGAAACUUUGGCAAGAGUAUUUGUUCUACGUACAAGAUUUCCUGUCCAACGAUGUACCAGGCGACUACAACGGUUUGUCGGAGCACAGGAACCUCUGCGAGGUGCAUCAGAAUCUCCUGACCGAUCAACAGAAUCUCAUUCUCACGGUUCGGGCGGAAGAGGGGGGUAAUCUGUCGAAAACGGAGCAAUUCAACAUUCUGACGAACCAACACAACGAAACGCUGGCCAAGAUAAUGGAGAGGCACGCGGCUGUGCGCGACAGAUUGGCUGCGUGGGAUCGGUACAAAUUGGAUCAGAGUAAACUGUUGUACUGGCUGAAGGAGAUCGAAAGAGAGAGGAGCCAGUUACGCUUCAGAUUCAUCCAGAUACAGAGGUUGGACGAAAUUCUGCAGAGGAUAGAGUCGUUGCUGGACAAGAUACCCGAGGGCGAGGCCCAAUUGGAAUCUCUGCAGAGGCAACAGGAGACACUGCUAGCCAAAUGCGACGAGGCAUUGGCCGUGACCAUUCACAGGGAUCACGCGGCCAGCGUACAAAGAAUCAACAAUCUGAGCUCCAGCUUGGAGAUGUGGAGGGAUCACAUCCCGAGGAUACAGAAACGAUACAAGGAGUACGAGGAAAAGUCGAAGGAAAUCAACGGUACGUUCACGGAGAUCGGCCAAGCUUUCAGUACGGCGUUCCACUCGAGUCCUGCCAGUUUGACGAGAACGAAACAGCAAUUGGAAUCCGUGCACCAGAUGCAGAACAGAUUGUCCUCGAUGAGCAUAGACUUGGAAUCGUUGGGCGUGAUGAUACAACAAUUGAGGGAGGAUCUCAGUCCGACCGAUAUAAAAUCGUUGAACGAGCAACGGGCGCUUUUCCGGCUGCAGCACGAGGAUCUGGAACAUCAGGCAGCGUUGCUGGUAUGUAGAUUGGAGGAGCGUUGUGGCUUGUACGAUCGGUGGAGGGAUAGAUUGGCCAGGUUACUCGCGUGGAUAGGAGAAACCGAGGUCAGGAUCCAGGAUUGUGACUCGCCGAACGAGCCCGAGGAAACCCUUAAAAAAUUGGAAUGCGAGAUACAAUCGGACAUCGCGUUGAAACAGCGAGAAUUAUUGUGGAUACAGAACACUGGGCAAGAUUUGGUGGAAGUGGCGGAGGAAGAGGAGAGCGAAAGGUUGCAACGAUCCCUGGACGAGUUGAACGAGAGGUGGGAUCGAUUGGUGGCCAUGGGGAAAGCGAGGGCUAGCAAAUUGAUGGACUUGAUGAGGACGAUGAGCACGUUGGAGAAGAGGAUAAACGAGUUGAGAAGCUGGCUGGCCAGCGUUGAAAGCCAAUUGUCGGAGACGUUCGUGGUCGAGGCGAUCGAGCAGAGUUGCAUAGACAAGAAGCUGGACGAUCACGAACAUCUUCAGAAGACGAUCGAGGCGGAGAGCGGAAAUAUCGGCGAGGUGUUGAACCUGUGCGAGAUCCUGUUGAACGAUUGUGACGCGUGGAAAACCUCUUUCAACAACGCGAUCAAAAGCGGGAUGGAAGGUUUGGAGCGUAGAUGGACAACCACCUGCGUGAAAUCGGCGGAGAGGAAGGGGAAUAUCAUUCUCGCGUGGAAAAUUCUGCAGGAAUUGGAGAAGAUCAGGUUGGAGCAGGAAGGUUGGCUCGCGGAAACGGACAAGGCACUCGCGGAAUUGGAGAACAACUUGGACGAAGUUUCGAAGGACGAGUGUAAGAAGGCUAUCGAGAAAGCGAGAAGCGUAUCCGACGACGUAGAGGCGCACGAGCCGGUGAUCAAGAUAAUCGAGCAAAACUUUGGACGUUUAGCCAGAACGGGUUUGGAACCAGAUAACUUGAAAUCGCUUAUCAGCGAAACCAGACGGCUUAUCGAUAAAUGGCAAACGUUCAAGCCUAGAGCAAAUGCCGUUCUAUUGGCUCUGCAGAAAGGGCAGAAGAAUUAUCGAGACUUUAUCACUGUGCACGGCGCGGCGGUCGUUGGACUGACGCAAGUCGACGUUCGAUUGACCAGGACGCAACAUUUGGCCACGCCGGAACAGAAAGCGUCGAUUCGUCGUAGAUUGCAGCAAUUGAACGAGAUCGAGGAAGAACUUCGCACUCAGAACAUCACGUUGCAGAAGGCGGACGAAUUGGCGCUCAAGGUUAUGCAAGAAUGCCAUCCGGAUGACGUGGCGAAUAUCCAAGAACUGGUGGACGAGUAUCAGCUGUUGUGGAAGGACAUUAAGAAGAGAGUGGCGUCGUUAAGAGCGGAAAUAGAGGGGCAGGAGAAGUGUGAAGUCGACGAGGCUGUGCAAGUGGAAACGUUGAAAUUCGAGCAGGACAGUGCUGUUCAAGUGGAUACGUUGCCUAGGUUAUUACGAAUGACUUCUAGCGACGCAUACCUGAUGGAACUGGAGGCUGCUCUCGUCGAGUGCAACGAUGCAUUGGAUACGUUGCAAUUAGCGAUCGCUCCGGAUCCUGUUGCUGGACCUGGAUUAAAUGCGAUUGCUAAAAAUAUCAGUAAAUUAAUCGGAAGCUGUCAAUCGUCGAUCGAACUGGUUCGUCAUUUGCAUAGUUUGCUCAUAGAAGAUGGAAAAUUGAGCGCGCAAGCGGCCAAGGCUAACGAGGUGGCUGCGUUAACGGAAAGAUACGAAAAUCUUCUUAUAUUGGCGAGAACGCGAGAACAACAAAUCAGAGAACUCAGGUCACCUAACUCCGACGUUUACACCUCUCCUUGCGAUCACGACAAUGGCAGAUUAACUUGUCCCCUAUGUUCGCGUCGUAACUGGGCCCAACUGGAGAACGAUCUUUGGAGGUUGGAGAAAUGGCUGGAAUUCGCUGAAGGGACCCAAAGCGCGCAACAUUCGCCACCUGGCAAUAUCGAACAAUUGGAGGAUGUGAUACAAGAUCACAGAGAAUUCGUGCUCGAUCUAGAUUGCCACGAAAGUAUUCUUGCCAGUCUGAACACGGUUGGCGCGCACUUAGCCGAUCACACGGAGGAGUUGCUUCGAGCAACGCAGCUCAGAGACAGAUUGGCCGUUGCGAAUACGAGAUGGGUGAAAGUUUGCAAAGUAGCCGCACAUUGGCAGGAACAAUUGCAGACUGCCCUAAUGUCGAACGAGCAAUUCCAUCGUAUCAUAGAGGAAUUGGUUACCUGGUUGGAGAAAACUGAAGUCAGUAUACGAGCCAGCGAACCGGUCGAUCUGACCGAGUCGCCGGAAAUUAUGACUGCAAAGUACAAUAAAUUCAGGGAAUUGAGAAGUGAUUUGGAGCGAUGCGAGCCUCGAGUUUUGUCGCUUCAAGAGUCGGCCAAUCAAUUAUUGGACGAGAAAGGCGAAACCAGAGCACGCCUACAGGAACUUCGCCUCAGAUUGCAGUCCCUUCGACGGUUAACCGGGAUAUACGCUUUAAAAUUAGGGGCAGCCCUAGGGAUGGACCCUCGGGACGUUGGACUCGCAGCCACUACCUCUUCCCUCGCUUCCCUCUCACACGAUUUGCUCGACGAAGCUGCCUCUGGAACCGUUCAGCCCCACGACGCACCUGGCACACAUGGUGACGAUGGCGAGCGUACGGUAUUGUCUCGGGGAUACCGUUUCCUGGGCCGCGUGUUACGCGUUUCCCUGCCGAUUCAAGCGUUGAUGCUUCUAUUCCUCGGCGUCGCCUCCCUGGUUCCUUCCGCCGAAGAAGAUUACAGCUGCAUGCUGUCGAACAACCUCGCCAGAAGCUUCACGCCAAUGGUCGUUUACCCGAACGGGCCGCCGCCGAUCUAACGAUAAAGAAGCUUAAUCUCGGGCGCGCCGACUUCGCCGGACCCAGACGAACUUACAACCGUAACAUCCAGAGGAGUCGCGGGAAGCGGAAGCGCGAGAUCACGCACGAUCUGCGUACCUACUUAACUAGUCUGUCGUAUGGCGAUCCGUCGAUGGUAUCGAGAAUGAUCGAUGAAUGAGAAAAGAUCUGUUUUUUUUUUUUUUCUUUUUUUCUCUCUCUUAUAAAUCCUUUCAUCGAUCGGAAUCUCUCCAUCGAGGCAGUCGAGCAAUACGAGUAGAAACGAAUACGAAAAUAAUGUGUUCCACUGUCUCGAUGGGGAGGAAGAAUAUAUUAGUAAGAAAGUGGUGAAGAAAGACACGUUCCUUCUACGAAGACGACGAUUUUACACGUGUGAUAAUUGUUUGUACUUGUGCGUGGAGCACGCGUUACGGACCAAAAACGAUCGUCAUUGUUACGACCCAGCAGCAUCCGUUAUACUUACUCGUUCUGUAUAAUUAUUGUGAUCUUGGUGCAAUAUUUGCAUAAUAUUUUUGUCCCUUGUCCCCGAAUUGACCACGAAGAGUCGAAAAUACAAAAAACGAUUAUACGACGAGAGACAGAGAACAGAAGGAGAAAAAGGGAUCCACGAGAGGACGUGCGAAUAAAACGUACGGUUCGUUGGAUCCGUUUCCGAUUUUCGAUCAUUUUAGCCCGACAUUCCAUGUAACAUUACCGCGUUUGUAAUUUAUACGAUACGUAUUGUAGAUAACCGUUUCGUUGACAAUUGAUUAGUUUUCCUCCCUCCCUCCAGUUUUUUUUUUUCGUUUAUCUCUGAAAAAAAAGAAAAAGAAAAAGAAAAAAAAACGAACGAAUGAGCGAUGAGCGUAUGAGAGCGAGAGCGCGUGCGGACGAGAGAGAGAUGGAUUAAUGUCACAUGGAAUGCGCGAGAAAAUAAUGUUUGACGAUUAAAUUAUAUUUACGAAUUAUUAACGAAUAUAACGAAUCGCUUGUAUUGUGUGCACACAGAAAAAUAACCGCGGAAAGGAUGAAAGGAAGAAGGCAUAAUAUUAAUAUGUGUAUAACGUACCGGUAGAACCUUUUCAGGGAGUAUCCGUGACUUUUACGUAACGAAGAAAAUAAAUAUAUACAUAACUCGUUCGACUUUAUUUUUUAUACGUUGCGUUUAUAACUCGAGGGAGAGUAGGGAAAGAGCGGUUCGAUUAUUCGAAAUCGAGAACGAAACGUCCACUGACCGAUCAUUACUUCAACGUGAUCGCUUUAACGCGAUAGUCAUUGGUGCUAGUUCGAAACGAUAGAGAAGAAGCAUAAUAAUUAAUAUUAUAAUACGAUUAUAAAGAAAUAUUAUCAUCGAGAAAAAUGGUAAACGAAUUGUUUCUUAUUUCCGUUGUUUUUUUCUUAACGAUUCCUUAAGGGAGAAACGAAGAAUGAAGAGAAAAAAAAAGAAAAACGAGAAGAAACGGAGAGGAUAUAGAAAAAAAGACGAAAAAACACAGAUAGUAUCGCAUAAUAAUCGAAGUCGCAUAAUGAACGAAGUUACCGACGACGCCUCUGACGAGGUGCUUCUUUUCUUUUCUUUUUUUUUUUUUAUUAUUUUUAUCCACCCCCCCACCCCCCUUUCUUUUUUUUGAAAACGACAGAACGACACACUUUUGGAUACGCACAAAAGGAUCACGAGUUUAUAUUCGAGGUACAAAAUAAGAGAACGACUGUAUUUAACGGCCCGCUAGUUUCGCUUCCUAAUUUAUCGAUAUCUUGCUUGCUACGCGACCGAGCUUUGUUAUGUAUUUUUAUAAGGACAGAGCUUUUCGAAGGCGGUGUACAUCUGUCGAUGUAAUGUAAUUACAAUAAAUUGAAACCUAUGCA